CUAGAAGAAGGCUUGGGAGGGGUAGGAGGAGGUAGAGCUCAGCUGAGCACACAUCUCCCGGUGUCUCCGGCCUUUUAUCCCCAAUCUCCGGCUCUGGGUAAGUGGGACCCGCUGGGAACAUGAGCCGCUCGGGUCAGAUGGAGCACGAGACCCUCAUAGAGAUGUCAGCGACCACUGACGGUAAGUACUGGGAGCCACAGGGAUCUUUGGGGGUUAGCAUGGGGGAUGGUGUCAGGGGCAAACUGAGCAUCUGGCAACACAGGGGCUGGGGUAAAUAAUGGGGGUAUCAGGGUAACAUUAUGGGGGUGUCAGGGGAGGAGAGGUAACAUUAUGGGGGGAGGUUGCCCCUGGGGGGCAGCAGGGAAGCUGAUGAGUUUGGUUGAUUGGGAAUAAAGUGUGAACUGUCCCUCUGGAUAAAGAUAUUUCGUUAAUACACAGCGUGAUGUGAACAGACAUAUGGGUGGGCAUAGUAGGGGUUAUUGGGAGAUGAAGCCCUCCAUGUGUUGGGGUGACUCAGUGACUGGAAUUUGUGUGUUUUGGGGUGACUCAGUGCUUUGGAAGUCUCAGCUCUACCUCAUACUCCCUACUCCCCCACUCAGCAGGAUAUCCCCCUACAUACAGGCACCCCACCCCCAGGAAUCCCCAUAGAUUACCCAGCAUACUGUAUAUAAAGUAUUAACCCUUAACAUCCUCUAACCAUUCCCUAUACCCUUACUGUACACAAAUUCGGUUUUAACCUUAGAUAAUACAUUUGUCAAUGACUGGACUAACUAUCUUACAUGUUAGCCCUAUUUGUUUCUUGGUUUUAGUGUAUGGUCACCCCCUCCCCACCAUUUAGAGCUGUCUAAAUCUCCCUCAAGCUGUCAGUAGAUUCUUACUCUUAAUUGUAUCUGUUGUUACUUUGGAAUGACAUACAAUGCGUUUCUAUGUAACCCCCUGCUUUUGUCUUCAUAAAUAUUAUUAUUAUUAUUAUGGUUAAAACAAGCCAGGAAUAACUGGAAUGCAACACUCAUCAUGAGCAGCCAGCCUACAGUUAUGAAGCUUCUAAAUUCAUCCCCAAGGCCCGUGACAUCUACAGGCCCCUCCAGGUGGAUUAGCAAUAGACGUGAACCUGUUUGCAUUAGGUUGGCUGAUGGUGAUAAGAGUUAAAGUUAUAGACUGUAAGCUCCUUUGAGCAGGGCCCUCUUCAACCUAUCGUUCCUGUAAGUUUUCUUGUAAUUGUCCUAUUUAUAAUUAAAUCCCCCCUCUAAUAAUAUUGUAAAGCGCUACGGAAUCUGCUGGCGCUAUAUAAAUGGCAAUAAUAAUAAUAACAUUGAGAAAUAGCUGAAAGGCAGUAUCUGUGUAUCCAUGAUUUAAUAAAUGCUAUAUUAUUUUCAUGCAAAUUCUUCUUGAAAUGAAAGUUGUUUCAGUAGGUAGCCCUGUCUGUUGCUAUGCGCUUAUGUUCUAUUGUCUGACUGAGGAUUCUAAGCAGAAUUGGACAAUCUUUUGUUAUGAUGAAAAGCCAGAUGUCAUUAUGUUGUUGUUUUCUCUUUCUCCACAGAAUAAAAUAAAUAUUGACACUUUUGUAGCAAUUAUUUAUUUUAAUUUCUUUUCUGGAUAAGUGCUCUCUGUCUGGGAAGGGUUAAGCUGUAAUCAUCUGAAAGGUACAUCUCCAGCUGUUGUUAAACUACAAGUACCAUGAUGCUCUGCUAGUUUUGCAGAUGGCAAGUAGUUCAUCAACUGCUGGGGAUUUUCUGUUGGUCAGCCUAGCUCAGGUUAAAUAUUUUGGGAUAUAGUGAAUUGAAAACUGAAUUGCAAAACAAACGCAAUUUGGAAAAAUUCUGAAAAUUGUCUUUAGUCGCGGAUUUGCUUUCAUAGCCAAAAUGUUGUAUUUGUGGUGGGGGGUGGGGAGGUUGUUUGUUUUAAAGAAAUGUUAGGUUGCCUAGUACUUUUAGAUACAGGCCUCCCCCCUGUAAAACAAAAACUCUGAUAAAACCACUGAUUUUCCAGCCCAGUUUCUGCCCAGCAAGCCCUCCUUGUCUUCUUAGGUCAUCUUGAUUGAUGGUCUCUGUUCUGAUCAAAUCUAAUAGGGGACCUACUAGACACAUGCGCAACAGUCACCAAGCACCGCCAAUUGGAUGGUUCUCUGAAAUGCGAUGCUAUAAAGAAUAAAAAGGACAGUCUAUGAAACCGAACUAUUCAGUAAGAUGAAGUGGUUAUGGUGCUUAGCAUUUCCAUUUAAUUCUCUACAGCUUCAAGACUAUAAGCAAACUGAAAUCCAAAUAGCAACACUUUUUAUUUCAUAUCAGGUACUUUAGGCUAAAUUUUGUCAAUUUGAGUUAUAAUUCUUAUUAUCUGAAAUGUAGUCCGUUACCCUGGCUGUAUUUUUAGAAAUAGAAGUGAUGACAGACAAUUCCCAAGCUUUGCCCCAUGAUAAUUUUGGGCUCUGUUUAUUUCCAUUGUGCAGCGCUAUGGAAUUUGCUGGCGCUAUAUAUAUAAUAAUAAUGUACAUUGUAAGGAAUGAUACAAUGUUAAAUCUUGACUUGUAAUAUAAUCUACCCAGCAUUUUUGACCAGCUUGCAGAUAUAGACAUCUGUCUGGGAGGGGAGUUUGCCAAUAAACAUUACAUAAAUAGAAUCGCAUACUACGCCUUAGUGAAAGCCCUAGGCCAGUGAUGGCUAACCUUCACACCAUAAAUUGUUUCUGGACUACAAUUCCUUUGAUGCUCAGCUUGCUUUUAGAGUCUAAAAGCUAGCUGAGCAUCAUGGGAAAUGUAGUCCAGAAACCAUUCAUGGUGUAAAGGUUAGGCCUUCACUGCCCUAGGCCUUGCCAUCUUGGACCAAUACACGUAAUGUUUUUUGGUAUUAUCACUGGGUAUAAAAGUGACAAUUUGUCUUAUUCGCUAAACUUGGAACUGUCAGGGAAAUAGUUUUUUUAGGACACAAUAUCCAAAUAGGGACAAUUCUUCACCUCUGUUUCUUGUCUGCUGGCUUUCUGUUUAUUUAGCUUCCCGCAAUUUACAUUUUUUUUGUAAAACCCAAAUUGCCUUUUACCCUUUAGCGAUGCAAAUAAAACACUCUGCUACACCAUAGGCCUUAUUUACUAAACAGUGUGGUUGUGCUGAACUGGUAAUUGAAAUUAGUUGUGGCUCAGCUCUGCUACGUCUGCUUAAAUAUGGCAAUUCAGUUGUCAGGUCGCAGUUUACUGAAUCAUAUGUUAAACCUGAGAAACACUGUACAGAGAACAUGUGGUUAGCGGUUCCCUGGGCAACUUAAAAAUAACACUGUGUCACUUCCCUGUUCUGGUAUCACUACGGAUGAUCUGAGCUCUGCAAGUCCACAUGGUCAGAAAGAUUUUGGCUAGGCAGAAAAGGAUGUGACUAAGGGUCAGAAAAGUUGAGGAUUAUAAACUAGUGUGUUGUGGAAUAUUGCUAAGUGAAUUUCCAAAUAUAGUUUAAAAAUAUCUGUGUUAGGGAGCAAAUACCAAUCUGCAACGCACUACGUUCCCAAACUCUGCUAUUCCGAAAUCUUAAGAUUUUUUUUUUUUUUUAACCAAACAGGGAAUUGUGUUGAAUUGCAAAAUCAAGGUCAAGCUAAUGUAUGUGUUUUAAAGAAACAGAAUUAUCUGAUUUUUAUUUUUUUUGGAUAGUGAUAGAUUUCAGGAACUGAAGCUUUUGUUUAAUUUUUGUUUUUGUUUUUUAAGCUUUGCUGAAAAAGUUGUCUGAGCAGGGCCCUCUUCUUUAUGUGGAUGUUAUUUUGUUUAAUUACUUGCUGUUUAACUUCCUGAUUGGAAAAAAUCACAACGUGCUGUGGAAUAUGGUGAUUUUGUUUACUUAAUACUGCUGGCAUACCUCCCAAGUGUCCCUAUUUCGGAAGGACAGUCCCUAUUUUAGGCCCAAAUCCCUCUGUCCCUAUUUUCUAGGAGUUCCAUAUUGUUGGUGUGUCUGAGUUUAUAACAGAGCUCCACAGCAAUAAUACUCCCAGUAAUAUGUCUUUAAACUACAGUAAAUGUGUUUUACAUAGUUACAUAGCUAAAAAGAGACAUGUGUCCAUCAAAUUCUGUUUUUGCUGUUGAUCCAAAAGAAGCCCCCCUCCCAAAAAAAAACAGUUAGAAGCUUCCAAUUUUGCAACAAACUCGGAAAUAAAUCCUUCUUUACUCUGGUAUGGCAGUCACAUCUCACCAUAGGAUCAAGAAACUAUUACCCCAGAUAUUUAAAAUGAUAUCCUUGAAUAUAGUUUUUUUGCAAGUUUUAGAAAUCAGUCUGUGUAAAUAAGAUACAUUGUUCUUGUUUUUAAGUUUAAUUUUAGCUCUAUAACUUAGUAAGUCACAUUUAGCAGAACAGCCCUGUCCCUGUCCUCACACCCCUAAAAUCGAAGUGUCCUUCUUUGUCUGUAUGAAAUGUUGAGAGGUGUGUAUUGGUGAUAAUAAUCUUAUAAAUAUUAGAAAAAGCAUACUGUGUAUGUCACCCAGAGCUGCAGGUCUCUUCUGUCACUUGUGUUUGUGUCCUCUGGGUAGCAGGGCCGGAUAAGGAUUCCACACCCAACAUACAAGUCUCUCUCUCUGGAAAUUCUGUAAUUGUAGGUAUUUAAGGCCUCGGGGUAAAUGCAGAGAAUUCCCGUGUGUCACUGGCUAACAUACUGGUGACACGGCACCAUUACUUAAACACGUUUUUUACAGUUGUAUUGAUUUAGUGGUGGCAGGUGUAAAUAUUUUGGGCUGUUCGUUUCUUGAAAUUCCAUAUAUUCCUCCUGCUAUGGAUAGUGGCAAUUUAGUAAGACUCCAACAUAUUCAGUAGCGCAGUGAAAUAAUCUGAGUAUAUCAGCAGCCUUAUCCUGCUGUUUGUCCAGGAGGAUAAAAUUAGUCUUAGGAACGAGAGAUCUAAACAUUCCUUGUUUGGGAGAUAGUACUCCUUACUACAUUCACUGGGCUAGUCAUUUAAACUGAACUGCAAAAGUGAAUUUCAAAUUCUCUCUAAAAGUCAGUUUUUUUUCCUGCUGACCUAUUUUGGCAUUAAAUUUGAAAAGCACUUUCUUGGUUAUUCACUAAUGUGUGAAUUGCUAAGAAUUAAUAAAUUAAUCGUAAUUCAUUUAGUAAAUAAUCAUUCAAUGAAUCAGACUCCACAUGUAAAUUCUGGAUGAUUGAUUUGCCUGGAUGUAGAUUAAAAGGCAUUUGAUUUGGGUUUAAAUUGACCUCGAUGUAACUUAAUACCCAUGUAAUAUGACAGUGUGGGCAGCCUCAUGAUUGCAGAACUCCGAGGUUUAUUUAUUAAAAAGUUCAUUGAGGUGGUAAUCUUGUGUUUGUUUGUGUUUUUUUUUUUGUUUGUUUGUUUUUUUUAUGUUUCUUAUAUACCGCAGUGCAAUUUUUAGUUAAUAAAUCCAUUUGACACAUUUGGCCUUCGAACUGAGUAGUACUGUAGCACUGAAAUUGUUAAAACCUGUCCCUAUGCAGGAACUCGCUAAGGCACAAAUUGCAAAUCACUGACGAGGAUAAGUAUUCUGUUGUACAGUGACAAACAGGAGGUUUGAUUAUUUCAGCCUGAAAUUCACAGAACUAUUGUCAAUUCUUCACAAUUGCUGGUUUCAUAAUAACCAUAUAAAUAUUUGCCUUUGAUAGCAAAUGUAAAUAAGUGAAAACAGGGAGCGACUAAUAAAUACAGCCAGGCUCUACCUGAAUCCAAGGGUUUGUGAGAUUUGAUAAUUUCUAAGUAUUCUGUAUUAUUUCUCCCUUAUUGCUAAUCUCUGUAAAAUGCCAUGGUUAAAGGUGUUAUAUAAACUGUUAAAUAAUGAAUAAAAAGGAUUAUUCACAAAAGUGUGAAAUGUGAAAAAGUGCCUCUUUAGAAAUUUGAGUUUGGCUAUCAUGGGCGAACGUUUCGAAUGUACUUUGAAUUCAGCCCUGUCAUGCUUGGAUGACUCGAUAGUUGAAUGCCAUUACCCAAAGGGAAAGCAAAUUGGGAAUUAUAGAGUUAUACCUUAAACUUUGAAUUAUUGGGAAUUGAAAGAAAAUUCAAAGUUAAUUUUAAAUUAUAGGCAAAAAAAAAUUGGCAAUUUUUUUUUGGGGGGAGGCGGAGGGGGGAAGGGAAAGUCUGCUAUGUUUACAGUUAAGCUAUUAGGCUAAAAUUUGAAAAUCCUUUUCAAUUAACUUUAGUUUUCCAACAAUUUACACUUUGUGAAUAACUUUUUUAUCUUGUUUGUUCUGACUGUAAUAUAAAAAAAAAAAAAAAAAAAAAAUUUUUAAAUUUGUUUUAAUAAAUGAGUACUUACCUGGGCUGUGGCUUUGGGGCAGUAUAUAUGAAGAAUAUUAAAAUCAUUUUGAUCUAAAAUCUAGUGAUUUAAAUGGAAUAUUAGAUGUUAGACAUCUGGUCUGACUUGCAUUUCAACAUUUAAGCUGAAUUACAAAUGUGAUCUGUACACAAAUUUAUUUCACCUGGGCAACCGCGCCUCCAGGUUGCUGACAUCUGUAGCCAUUGUUCUUCGCUCUGUUGCUUUUUUUGUUUUGUUUUUUUUUAACGCAUGACGCCUGUCCUUCCACAAAGACCUUUUAAGACUUAAUCAAACUCCUUGUACGUCUGCGUUGGACUAAUUCUUGCUUGUGAACUGAUCUCUCCAUUUCUAUUUUUAUAUGUUGUUUUUUUAUAUCCUUUGAUGCUUACCUACCCUGAGUCUGGGAAAUCUGCCUCUAUGAGCCUUUCCACGAAGUAAUUUGAAAACAAAAAAAUAAAUCUAUAACCACAACCACUAUCAAAGGAUUCUGUCAUAAUCAAUGCAGUAAACUGCAGCCACCGUGUCGUUAUGAUAUUUCAUGUAUAUUGUGCUUCCAUGUGGCUUACAAAUGUAUGGAGCAGGGGUAGGCAACCUUUUAGCAGCAGUGUGCCAAAAUAAGAUUGUCAUGUGCCGGUCCUAUUAUUUUAAAUUGAGGUGUGUAUUCUUCUUGUGUUAUUUCUACUGCAGUUGCUUUGUAUCGUUGUAUAUGUGCGUAUAUGAGCUAUUAUAUUUUAUAUGUUCAUGAGUAGUUUAUGGUAUCGUGUACGAUACCUAUGUAUGGGGACUGCUUGUGGAAUUGUGUUUGUGUGUAUGUGUGGGGCUGUUUGGGGUAUUGCAUGUGGGGUUGUGUGCAUGUGUGUGUAUUGUUAGUGGUGUUGAGUUUGUGUGGAUUGUGGGUGGGCUGUUCGUAUUAUUUGUAUUAGGGGAGAGUUAUUCUGCAGCUCUGUGUGUAUCUAGUAGUGUGGAUGGCUUCCCCUGGGUUCCAGUGGGGACCAGGCUGACCAGGUACAGUUUAAGGACAGGAGCUGCAACAGCAGAUCUCUACAUAUUCAUAGGACUUAACUGAUGGUCUUUGGGAUCCACUGUAGUUCAAGGAACUGAGAUUUUGUGUUCCAUAUUGGAAAAAGGGUGUUCCAAUAUUUGUCAUUUUUUACAAGUUGGGCAAAGGAAUGUAGUGAGACUCGGUAUGAAGAAAUGUUACUCUUGAGGUAGGCAACCUUUGGCACUCCCAGAUAUUGAGGGCUGCAUCUCCGCUAAUGGCAGUUAAUAUUAGGCCCUGAUAGCAAAUGACUGACCACAGAGAGUGGCCCUUAGUGAAAGACUCCAAUCCCUCUGUCCUGCAAACACAAGUUGUCAUUAACUGCUGAUACCUCUGCCUUGUGAUGGUAAUGGCCUGCGUCUGGCAGCGAUGUUUAAUGGUGGACACUCCUGUUGGGAGGUGGUUAGUGACCCACACAGACUUUAGUGCUGGGAUGUUUUUUGUGGAGUCCUUUCUUGCUAUUUGUCCUGUAAGUGCAGGCAGGGUAUCCCUUAUCACCUGAUGUGGCAACACUUGUAAUUUAAGUGUAAGUAGCCAACUUCAAAGCAGACAUUAAAACCUCCAUAUUAUGAAGCUGUGUAAUAUGACAGAAAUAGAUGUGUGGUCACACUGGCAUGGCCAGCAUGGGGUGAAUCUCCAAAUAUAAUGUAGGAGUCUGUAAUUUGGUUUUACAGCAGUCUGUCUUCAGCUUGUUAUAUGUAUGUACGUCUGGGGAAAACUAGAAUAAUUAUACACCUCUUCUUUUAACUCUUUAAUUUCAUGGAAUCCUUCCAAGCCUGUGGAAAUUCUACCCUCCAUUUUAGAAACCACAGAUAAAAUAUAUAGACCCGUAGAAACAAACUGUAAUGUGCUGGGUGACAGUAGUGGGAGCCUACUGGUAUGUCUCAUCUGCCCAUUGUGAAAUUUGACUCAUGUUUACUUGUUCAGUAUAGUUUUAUGUACAGCUCAGAUCUACUACCCCAUGGGUGCCCAAAAGGUAGAUCCCCAGGUAGAUAUCCCAUGAUGCUUUGCAUGCCUUCGGGAUACCUUUAGAAUAGCAAAGCAUCAUGGAACUGUAGUUUUUUUAAGAUCUAGGGAUCUAUGUUCUUGGAACCCCUGUACUACCAUUUCUAUAUCACUAUUAGCCUUUACUGCUUCAACUGGAAUGCUAUUCCAGGUAUCUACUACCCUUUCUAAAACAUUGUCGCUUCCUCUGGAAGGUUAGUUUGUUAUUGUUUUUUUUCCUCCAUUCCGCUGGUUUAAUAUCACUCAACUGUGAACUUUGAAGAUCUGGCGUUGGAUAAAGUGUAACACUGCACAGCAAAACAAAAAGUUAAGAAUUUUUCUUUUUUUUAUGUUUCCAUUUUUAAAAAAAAAUUUUUUUAACCUAUUUCCUUUUACCGUGGACUGAAAGACAGCCCUCUUCCCUUGCUGCAUUAAAUUAUUGCACUUCAGCUCCUUAUUUGGUUUCUCUGAAAACAAAUUGGCUUAUUGUAGAAAGCCGGUCUAGAUUUUUUGAGGCACAACGCUAAAGAGACCCUGCAUGCACCAUAACAACUUAAUUAAAAUAAAGCUGUUAUUGCGCUAGCUUAAAUUUAGCGGUCAACCCGUUAAUGAACUUUGAAUCUACUGUUGAAAUUAAAGUGUUGAAUCGCGCUCCAGCUAUCUCUGUCCCUGUUGUUCUGGUUUUGUCAUUGGCUUAGAAACAUAGAAUGUGACGGCAGAUAAGAACCAUUCGGCCCAUCUAGUCUGCCCAAUUUUCUAAAUACUUUCAUUAGUCCCUAGUCUUAUCUUAUAGUUAGGAUAGCCUUAUGCCUAUCCCACGCAUGCUUAAACUCCUUUACUGUGUUAACCUCUACCACUUCAGCUGGAAGGCUAUUCCAUGCAUCCACUACCCUCUCAGUAAAGUAAUACUUCCUGAUAUUAUUUUUAAACCUUUGUCCCUCUAAUUUAAGACUAUGUCCUCUUGUUGUGGUAGUUUUUCUUCUUUUAAAUAUAGUCUCCUCCUUUACUGUGUUGAUUCCCUUUAUAUAUUUAAAUGUUCCUAUCAUAUCCCCCCUGUCUCGUCUUUCCUCCAAGCUAUACAUGUUAAGAUCCUUUAACCUUUCCUGGUAAGUUUUAUCCCGCAAUCCAUGAACCAGUUUAGUAGUCCUUCUCUGAACCCUCUCUAAGGUAUCAAUAUCCUUCUGAAGAUACGGUCUCAAUACUGUGUACAAUACUCCAAGUGAGGUCUCACCAGUGUUCUGUACAAUAGCAUGAGCACUUCCCUCUUUCUACUGCUAAUACCUCUCCCUAUACAACCAAGCAUUCUGCUAGCAUUUCCUGCUGCUCUAUUACAUUGAAUGAGGAAGCCUCAGGCAGGGGGAUUGCAGAUUGACUGAGAGUAUCAGCCAAUAAGUUCCUUAAUGGUGUAACCCCUAAAGGUAAGCCGGUACCAGGGACCUGCUGGCACUAUUACAACUUCAUUCUAAUAAAGUUGUUAUGGUGCACAGAGUGUAUAAUAGCAGUCCCUAAGGAGAGCUGCUGGCUCUCAUGUCAUUUGGGAGGGGGGAGUAUGAUAAUGCAUUUUGGAAGCACAAAAUUGGUAUAAUUGCUCCCUGGUGGCUGGGUACUGCUGAUUAAGGUAUUUUUUAUUCUCUUUCAAUUUAUUUUAUUCCAAUUUUUUGUUUUCUGCAUUUAUGGCCCUACUUUUUUAUCUUGGUGUAUAAAGUACAGAGGACAGUAGUGAUAGUGAAUCUGUUUGUACCAUGAACUCUGUCUAAAUAUAUCAGAAAAUCGAUCAAUCGCGUGACAUACAAAUUGUGGCAGUUUUAGGCUGUAAUCUGCAAUUUUAUUGGAGUUUUGUGAUAGAGCAGGCUAAUUUACACCGAAGACUACCCAGGAAUCCUUUUUAUUACGUUAUUCAGUGGGUUGGGUAGUCCAGGUGACAUUAUGAAGGCUGCCUGAUUCUUCCUGUGUGCUAAUAAAAUCAGAGAUCUGAAUUUUCCUGAUUAGGUAUAUAUAAAUUCUACUUGCUUUGCCUCUGACUUUGGAGCUAUUGCGUUAGAUUGUAAGCUUUCGAGAAUAAAAAUAUAUUUUUAUGGGAGUGAUUUUUGUUUAGUUUUUUUUCCCCAUAUUUGUUUUGUUUUUCAUCCUAGACAUGUGGGUUUUAUUUUUUACUUAUUUUAUCCAACCUUAUCAGAUUUCUCAAGCCUAUUUUGUAGUUAAAAAAUAGGGUAAUUCACAAAACCUGGAAUUGAGAAUUUCAAUAUUUUCUCUUUUUUUUUUUUUUUACUCAGUUAUAUUGGCCAAAAAUUGUUACUUCCCUUAUCACAAAACACAGUUUAGUAAAAAAAGACCUGAAUUAUCAGUGAUUUUCUAUUAAACAAUGCUUUAAUAUUUCAAAGUGAUUUGUAAGGCCACUGCAGGCUCUAUAACUGCUUUAUUUGCUUGAAGUGGUUACAGUGUCUGAAGUUCCCUGGUGCUGUCCUCCAGUCAGUGUUAAACUGUUUUAAAUGGUUUAAUGCUAAUCCAGAGUCCCCAGCAGCCCAUCCACUGUGUGCAAGAAUGCAUUAGCCUGCACAGUAGUGGGCAGCGGUGAUUGGCUCAGAGUGCUAGCUGCUUUCAGCCUAUCACAGCACACAAUAAGGGUAUGAAUUUGACUAAGGAAGUGUAUAAUCUCUGUCUUAGCCACACCUUCAGUAGAGGCGGGGCUGUAGGCUGCCAAGGAUCCUCAUUCCGUAGCACUGUACAAUGGGUGGACGAACAAACACGUAAUUGUAACCAGAAGAGUUGGACGCAAAGGAACAGAGGGGUGGAGGGCACUGAGCUUACAUGGUAGAGGGAGUGGGGUAUAGUGACACAACAGGUAAGGGUAAGUAGCAAACUAGGUUGCUAUAAUAGUAUUCACUAUAUGACAGUUGCAGGAGAGGAAUCAGGGUGCAGGGGCUAAGCUAAUAACAGUUUAAUUGAUAUGAUUUCAUGAAGGAGUGAGUUUUCAAUAAUUUAUUUUUUAUUUUUUAUGAAUGCAUGGAGACUGGGUUCCACAUGAACGGUGCAGCCCUGGAGAAUUCUUGAAGGCAAAGUGGAAAUACGAACAGAGGAUAGACAAAGGUUUUCAGCAGAGCUUAACAGCUUAGACUAUACUUGUGUAUUAGGGAGGAUAGAUAAGUGGAAGUAGCAUUAUGUAGAGAUUUGAAAGCAAAAAACAGAAUUGUAAAUUGAGCCCUAUAUCCUACGGGAAGCCAAUAUAGGAACUGACAGAGGAUGUUGGCGUGGAGGUGGACAAGAAGAUGAGCCUCGCCACCGCAUUCAUUAUAGACUAUAACAGGGCAAUUUUAGAGCACUUAAGACCACUGAGAAGUGGAUUGCAAUAGUCAAAGAGAGGAUAGCGGCAUGGACCAGCACCGUAACUGCGUCUGGCGUUAAAUAAUGGCGGAUGCGCACAGUGCUUUUGAGAUGGAAGCAACAGGAUUUGGCGAUCGACUGGACAUGAGGGUAGAAGUCGGAGUUGAAGAUAAUACCUAAGCAGCCAACUUGGGAGGUAUAGCUGAUGGUAAUGCUGUUACCUUGCAGGGAGAUAGUCACGGGAAUAGCAACACUUGAGGGAGGAAAGACCAUAAGUUUUGUAUUGGACCUGUUACAUUUUAAGGAAGUGAGUAGCCAAUUAGAUGGAGAUAGCAGAGAGGCAGUCAGAGACAUGAGUCAAGUGGGGCAGCGAGAGAUCAGGAGAAGACAGAUAGAUUUGCAUGUGAUCCACAUAGAAGUGAUAUUGGAAGCCAAAAGAGCUGGUGAGUUUACCUAGGGAGGCAGCAUAGAUCGAGAACAUUAGGGAUACAAGGACACAGAACCUAGGGGGACGCCAACAGAGAUGGGUUGGAGAGAAGAGGCAGAGCCAGAGAAAGAACUACUGAGCAUUGGGAGAUGUAGGAGAAACUCCAUAAAACACAAUGUAUUGUAUUUCAUAAUAGCUAAACUUUAAAAUGUGCAAGUUACUAUUUUGCAUGGGUACCCCAUUUAUAAUGUUAAUAUUUAUAAUGCAGACUUGCCUCCAGCUGAUUGGUCACUAACAACACUUAUAUUCAAUAAGUCAAACAGUUUAAGCAAAUGAUUGCACGCUGAUAAACACUAUAAAGCUGUUAACGUUUAUAGCAGUAGAGAUAACCUGUGAUAUCACAAGGACUUUUACUAUGUUUAUAUAACGCAGUCAGCAGUAUAUAGUUAUGUUAAAUAUUAAUAUAGUGUUUUCUUGUUUGACGUAGAGUGUGGUAACUGAACAGUUCCGGAGCAUGAUUGAUGUGUGAGAAUUCUUCAACAAUAAAAACAUAUAAAAAUGUUUUUAAAAUGGCAAAACUAGAACUACUACAAAGUAUUUCACCAAAGUGGUGAAUAUCAGGAAUUCAACGUGAAUUUUAGUCCAAAUGUCUGAACUGGAGAAUUUUUCUAAAUUGAAUAUUGUGGCUAAAAAAUGAAAUUUGACAAUUCUCACUCUUGUAAAUAAACCUGUGGAUAUAUAUAUCAUAGCUGAUGUCAGAAAGCAUGCGCUUGCGUUGCAUUUUUAGUGGUUCGUUUACAACCUUUAUUCAAACCUAUUUUUAUCUGCAAAGUGACAGUCGCCUAGUUUGUGGUUAAUUCCUGAUUUUACGUCCAGUUUGUUUACCGGGGAACAGUGAAUGUGAAUGAUUUUGAGUAAAUUCAUUGAAGGGUUUUGACUGGACUGUGCUUUAUGGACUCCAGGCUAGUGAUAGAUUAUUUACGAGAGUUCUUUCAAAGGCAUGGAACCAAGUGCUUCCAUUAGAUAACAUUGUACGUUAUGUUGAGGUCAGAAAGCUCUUUAUCUUCUUAUUAUUGGGUAAUGAACUGUUAUCCUAUCCUAUGUUUGAAUUUUUCUAAAGCACUUCAGUCCAAUUUCUGUCUAUUCUUUCACAGAACAUUAUACUGGGCUUCCAGAAAAGACACGGUCACAAUUUAUGGCUAAUUAAAUAAUCAAACAAAAGCAGCGAAUUUAGUAAAUCUUUCGUAUUUACUAAAAGGUAUUCCCACAUAGUUUUAAAAGUUAUAAUAAAGCCAUAAAAUGCCAGGCAUGUCUUCAUAUAAAGAGAUUUGCUUGAAUUCUAUUAUGGGUUAUUAUACUUACUUAGUAAUUCUUACAUAGUUACAUAGCUGAAAAGAGACUUGCGUCCAUCAAGUUCAGCCUUCCUCACAUUUGUUUUUUGCUGUUAAUCAAAAGAAGGCAAAAAAAACCAAUUUGAAGCACAAUUUUGCAACAAGCUAGGAAAAAAAUUCCUUCUUGACCCCAGAAUGGCAGUCAGAUUUAUCCUUGGAUCAAGCAGUUAUUAACCUACAUUGAAAGAUUAUAUCCUUGAAUAUUCUGUUUUUGCAAGUAUGCAUCUAGUAGCUGUUUGAACAUCUGUAUGGACUCUGAUAAAACCACUUCUUCAGGCAGAGAAUUCCACAUCCUUAUUGUUCCUACAGUAAAAAAACCUUUCCUUUGCCUUAGACGAAAUCUUCUUUCUUCCAGUCUAAACGCAUGGCCUCGUGUCCUAUGUAAAGUCCGGAUUGUGAAUAGAUUUCCACACAAUGGUUUGUAUUGGCCCCGAAUAUAUUUGUAUAAUGUUAUCAUAUCCCCUCUCAGGCAACGUUUUUCUAAACUAAAUAGGUUUUAAUUUGUUAACCUUUCUUCAUAGCUGAUACGUUCCAUUCCUUUUAUUAAUUUUGUAGCCUGCCUCUGCACUUUUUCUCGUGCCAUAAUAUCCUUCUUUAGAACAGGUGCCCAAAAUUGCAUAGCAUAUUCAAUAUGUGGUCUUACCAGUGAUUUAUAAAGAGGCAAAAUGAUAUUCUCGUCCUGAGAAUGAAUGCCCUUUUUCAUGCAUGACAAUACCUUACUGGCCUUGGCCACUGCUGAUUGACAUUGCACAUUGUUGCAUAGUUUGUUGUCUAUAACAAUUCCCAAGUCCUUUUUGUGUGUUAUUAUCCCUAAUUCGCUUCCAUUAAGAGUAUACGUUGCUUGUGUAUUCUUUAUGCCGAAGUGCAUAACUUUGCAUUUUUCAACAUUAAAUGUCAUCUGCCAUUUGAGUGCCCAGUCCCCCAGUCUAUCUAAAUCCCUCUGCAGCAAAGUAAUAUCUUGCUCACAUUGUAUUAUUUUACAAAGUUUUGUGUCAUCUGCAAACACUGAAACAUGACUUUCAAUGCUGUCUUCAAGAUCAUUUAUAAACAUGUUAAAUAGAAGGGGUCCCAGAACAGACCCCUGAGGGACACCACUUGCCACCUCUGUCCAGCUUGAAAAUUUACCAUUAAUGACAACUCUUUGUACUCUGUUUUUAAAGGACCACUAUAGGCACGAAGACCACUUCAGCUUAAUGAAGUGGUCUGGGUGCCAGGUCCAGAUAGGAUUAACCCUUUUUUCUGUAAACAUAGCAGUUUCAGAGAAACUGCUAGGUUUACCUAUGGGUUAAUCCAGCCUCUAGUGACUGUCUCAGUGACAGCCGCUAGAGGGCUUCCGCGCUUCUCACUGUGAUUUUCACAGUGAGAAGACGCUUGCGUCCAUAUGAAAGCAUUGAGAAUGCUUUCCUAUGGACUGGCUGAAUGCGCGCGUGGAUUCUGCUGCGCAUGUGCAUUCAGCCGAAGAUGAGGCGGAGAGGAGGAGGAGAAGUCCCCGCCCAGCGCUGGACAAAGAGGUAAGUUUAACCCCUUCCUCAACCUAGAGCCCGGUAUGUUUUCCUGGCACUAUAGUGGUCCUUUAAGCCAAUGUUCUACCCAAGAACAAGCAUUUUCAUCUAGACAGAUUUCCUUGAGUUUAAACACUAAUCUAUUGUGUGGAACUGUAUCAAAUGCCUUGGCAAAAUCCAAAUAGAUCACAUACUGAAUUAUUUAUCGUCCUCACUUCAAUAUAAAGCUCAUGCUCGGGACACAGAAUAAGUAAUUGUGCUUGUAUUCCAUUUCAAAUACAGUUAUUUAUAAAAUUCAGUUGUGUAACUGUUGUUCUUUGCAAAUAUUUGUCUCUUAUUUUGCAUUCUUCGUGGUGCAGUGAGAUGUCACUGGGUCCUGUUUCGCUCUUGGUAUCUGUAUUCGUGCAGUGAGAGGUCACUGGGUCCUCUUUACCUCUUGGUAUCUGUAUUCGCGCAAUGAGAGGUCACUGUGUCCUGUUUAUCUCUUGGUAUCUGUACUUGUGCAGUGAGAGGUCACUGGGUCCUGUUUAGCUCUUGGUAUCAGUACCCGUGCAGUGAGAGGUCACUGGGUCCUGUUUAGCUCUUGGUAUCAGUACCCGUGCAGUGAGAGGUCACUGGUUCCUGUUUAGCUCUUGGUAUCAGUACCCGUGCAGUGAGAGGUCACUGGGUCCUUUUUAGCUCUUGGUAUCUGUACAUGUGAAGUGAGAGGUCACUGGGUCCUGUUUAGCUCUUGGUAUCUGAAUUUGUGCAGUGAGAGGUCACUAGAUCCUGUUUAUCUCUUGGUAUCAGUACCCGUGCAGUGAGAGGUCACUGGUUCCUGUUUAGCUCUUGGUAUCUGUACUCAUGCAGUGAGAGGUCACUGGGUCCUGUUUAGCUCUUGGUAUCUGUACUCGUGCAGUGAGAGGUCACUGGGUCCUGUUUAGCUCUUGGUAUCUGUACUUGUGCAGUGAGAGGUCACUGGGUCCUGUUUAGCUCUUGGUAUCUGUAUUUGUGUAGUGAGAAGUCACUGGGUCCUGUUUAGCUCUUGGUAUCUGUACUCAUGCAGUGAGAGGUCACUGGGGCCUGUUUAGCUCUUGGUAUCAGUACCCGUGCAGUGAGAGGUCACUGGGUCCCGUUUAGCCUUGGUAUCUGUACUUGUGCAGUGAGAGGUCACUGGUCCUGUUUAGCCUGAUGGCAUCUGUAUUUGUGCGUGAGGUCAAUGGUCCUGUUUAGCUCUUGGUAUCGUAUUUCGUAGUGAUCACUGGGUCCUGUUUAGCUCUUGGUAUCAGCACCCGUGCAGUGAGAGGUCAUUGGGUCCUUUUUAGCUCUUGGUAUCUGUACAUGUGCAGUGAGAGGUCACUGGGUCCUGUUUAGCUCUUGGUAUCUGAAUUUGUGCAGUGAGAGGUCACUGGAUCCUGUUUAUCUCUUGGUAUCAGUACCCAUGCAGUGAGAGGUCACUGGGUCCUGUUUAGCUCUUGGUAUCUGUACCCAUGCAGUGAGAGGUCACUGGGUCCUGUUUAGCUCUUGGUAUCAGUACCCGUGCAGUGAGAGGUCACUGGGUCCUGUUUAGCUCUUGGUAUCUGUACUCGUGCAGUGAGAGGUCACUGGGUCCUGUUUAGCUCUUGGUAUCUGUAUUUGUGUAGUGAGAAGUCACUGGGUCCUGUUUAGCUCUUGGUAUCUGUACUCAUGCAGUGAGAGGUCACUGGGGCCUGUUUAGCUCUUGGUAUCAGUACCCGUGCAGUGAGAGGUUACUGGGUCCUGUUUAGCUCUUGGUAUCUGUACAUGUGCAGUGAGAGGUUACUGGGUCCUGUUUAGCUCUUGGUAUCAGUACCCAUGCAGUGAGAGGUCACUGGUUCCUGUUUAGCUCUUGAACCAUACCACUGCAGUACAUGCUGUUUGACAUUAAUUGUCAGACUACCGUGGGCACUGGAACACACCCCAAAUUGUAUGAAUAGUAGUGAAUAACUAUUGGUUGCUGGUUGGAUGUGAAUGAUUUAGUCUUAUAUCAUAAAAUAUACUGUAUACGUGUGUUUCAUGUAAUCUUGCUACAUCUUAUUACCUCGGGUUUAAAAAAAUAAAAAUGCAGUUUUCAUCAGAAUUGAUAGUUUGCUGUACAUGGGUUGUAAAGUAAACCUCAUUAACUCGAUAUACUCAUCCUUUAACCUAUUUUUAUUUAUUUAAAGAUGAUAUUUCUGUACUAACCGACAUCAGGAGCCCCGAUUCAGCAGGUAUUGUACUAACUAUAUUGUAAAGUCUGUGUGUUGUUCGUGUGUCCUGUCCUGGUAUUGGCCAACCGAUCUGACUAUAAUCUCAAAUCCUUCAAAUGUUUUAUUUCUCAAUAAUCGUGGUAAUAGCAAUAGAAAUCUUUAUAGAUUAACAGGGCUUCAUUUUCAGAACUGAUUCUAGAUUGAAACUUAUACUUUGUAAGUGUGUCCUCCCAGACUACUGAAAGCCAAAAAUAUAAAGGAAUAUAAUAAUCUGCUUGAACACAGUAUGUCAUCCUAAUCGGGACACUUUGAUUACGUUUCCUGGUCCAUUGGCCAUGCUGCUGUUAUUUUAUUUAUUUUUUUAAGCCUUAGAACAAGCUCAUACAUUCCCUCAGUCAUGUGACUAUCAUGGCUCAGUCACAUGACUAAUCUGAGCAUUAUAUUUUGUAUUUAGAGAGAGGUUCGUGUUGCUAGGAAACUGUGCAGGAUCUCUCUAAUUUCUGCAAUAGACUCUGCCAUGUACUAAUAAAAAAACACAAAGAAAUAUACUGUGUAUUAACAGAUUGUUAAUGAGCAAUUUUUGAUUACUCAAGUUUAAUCACAAAAUAGAUAUUAUUUUAGCACAAUCUUGUUUUGUGCGUAUCAUGAUCUGCUGGUUUCUUAAGUGUCCUUAGUUUUAUCCUAUAUUAUCAGUUACAAUUGCCUCUGAAAUGAAUUACCCCACAGAAACUGUGCUUUAUGCUUCUAAUGGGUGUAUGAAUAAACUCCCCAUUAGUCUAUAGACCCAUUAGAGUGAGUAAUGUGUGCAAAUUGUGGCAGAUUAAUAUUACUGAUAUAGAUAAUGCACAAGCACAAAUAUUAAUUUUACAAAGAAAAAUUAAAAAAAUAAAUAAAUUAAAUGGGAAUGUUGCGGCAAACAGCCCUCACCCAUUUUGGAAGAUGCUUCAAAAAUCAGAAGCCCCUCAUUCUGGUCAAGGGGCUUGGUAUCGAAUACAUUCCUGUAACAUAGAUGAUUGAAGGAAUGCAGCUCUGUUUGCAAGACAAGAGACCUCCUUGUACCAUCACCUGUGUGAUCCCCAUGGGUAGAUAUGAUGCUUAGAGUGAUUAGUUAGUGUCUAUAGUUCUAGACAAUAUGUCUACAUAUUUGAAAACCAGAUCAACCUCUUCUUCUAAAUUCUUUGUUAUCAUCUCCAAUACUACAUUUCUUCCAUGUGUCUUUUGCAUUGCCGUUGAAUUGUUUUUUGCUUGGUUGUGGGGAGGGGGAGGGGGGGGGGCUUAUUUAAAUAAAACCUAUCAGGCAAAAAUCUAAAAGUGGAAACCAAAGAAAAUAUUCCUGGUGAUUGGUCAAGCUCUAGCACAACAUAAUUGCCCAUUCUACAAAACUGUCUGUCGUUGUCUGUCAGAGACACAGAGUAAAUGAGAAACACUCAGCUGAAACAGUUCAUUUGUUUUUAGUGUUCAUUCAUCAGUAUGUGUCAGUCGUCAGUUCUGUAGCAGAUUUUAGAGAAUCCGAGAAGCUGCUGCUUUGUAAUAUUGUUUCUGAAAAUGUUCUUCUCCAUGUGACUCUCACCCCUGCUUUGGGGAAUGACGGAGUCUGGGAGAUUUCAAUGUUUGUCUUUUCAUGAGUCAUUACUUGUUUGUGAAUCACAAAUUGUGGAAAUGUAUUCAUAAGGUAUUUUCAUGAUUUAAACUUUCCGUUUUUAAUGAUUUCACGUCCAGGGGGUGAAAUUUAUGCAUAAUAAUAAUGAACGUGUUUCUUUUCUUCUUUCUAGGGGAGGACGGAAACGGGCCAUUCUUUGAGACUAACUCAAACAUAGACUCUGAUAACCCUGGAAUCUCGGAGGUGAGUGUAUUUACACAUACACUGUGUUCACUCAAAACGAAAAAAACUAAACGCACAAAAAAAACCAAAACGUAACUUCGUUUAAAGGAAGCGGAAUUUACUAGACCGUCACGCAGAAUACUCUUUUCUGUAAAUAUCUAUAUUAUACUUCACUUAGAGGAAGCAGAAUUACUAGACAUUCACACAGAAUACACUUUAUUUCUGUAAAUAACUAGAUUUCUGUUUUUCUUAUAUAACGCUUCUGAUUUAGGGUUAUCGUCUCACAUCAGGGAAAAGAUUAUACAAGUAUCCCUUUUAUUGUAAUAGUUCAGACAUGGUGGAAAAUAUUGUUAUAGAAGCAUUAAGACAAGGCUUGUGACCUGCAGAUUUCCUGUAAAAGAAGGAUAAAUAAAAACUGGUCAAAUGCCCUUUGUAAUGGAAUUGUAAAUAAUCUGUUGGUAUUUCUGGGAAUGCCACUUUAUACAAAUACCAGCACAAUGUAAAAAUGUCUUUAUAGAUGAAUAGUGCCAACAUAAAGUAUGUACAGUUCCACAAAGCACUUGUAUUAUACAAGGCAUUGCAAGCCGAGAUGUAUAUCCCUUGUAUUCACCUUGGAGCUCCCUAUCUCUUCUCCUAUAUAGCUGAUUACUCCAAAGAAUUUCCCUAGAACGUACUGUUAUGACCAAUUUUGUAAAUGCAUGGUAUUCAUUGUCUCUCCCACCAAGUAUUCCCAACAUUAUGGCACCCAUCAUCCACUUACUAACCUCAUAAUUAAUGUUUGGAACAUCAAAGGACAUAUUUUGCAUUGCCACUAACUGCAUUCUAUAUUUUUCCCAUGAUGCCUCUGUCAGGGCUUAAGCAGCACAGAAAGCACUUUUCUCAUCAACAACCAUCAGAGGGUAAGGCCAUGCUACCCGGUGCAUGGGUGUGUGGUGUGUCACUGCUAUAGUGGUAAAUGCAUGGGCUUGUAGUGUGGUGGUGUCGCUUGGAGCUGGAGAUGGUGUUCGAUGGUUUUAGUGGGUGUGUGUCACCUUUGAGUAGUUAGAGCGUCAACCAUUAUUGUGGUAAGUGUGUGACAUGGGCAAGCAUCCUUGUGUCUCUUAUAACUAGCACAUUCCAAAAAGCCGACAACAAUUUACUUUAUAAAACUAAUGUAUCCAUGCAGCACACCAGUGUUACUAGGCCUGUCCCUGACUGCAGUGAGCAGCCAUUUAGACAUCCCUGAGAGGGUGAGGCCUUGUGCAAUAUGGCAAGAUGGGACUCCCUCUUAGGUCAGGAUGACCUCUCCGUACACGCAAAGCUUGACCCCGCUCUCAUCACUGACAGUGUCCAUCAAAACAUGGAGAGUCUGGCAGCUCAAGUCUAGAGACAUUUUUUUUUUUACUUAACAGAGUGCACAGAAAUAUAAACAUUAAUAAGAAAAGAAACCUUUGAUUAGGAGUGGGAUGAGCCUUUUUGUGACAAAACCGUUUUGUUUUUGGGGGGGCUUGUACCUCUUUUUGGAUCAAGAACAGCAAAAGGAAUGUAACUGCUGGGCAAUGCCCCUAACUUAAUGAUCAAUCAUUUUUUUAUUUUAUUUAUUUUGACAUUUUACAAUCCCACAUGGUGCAUGAGAUGGCCAUCCUGGUUCAUUUCUAAUAAAAGUUAUUCACUAUCUUUUAUCAGUUCUAGUAGCACCCAUUCAUGACGUGCCACGACUGUCAUGAUAUUAAGGAUUUUGACUAUUCUCUUGUUAGGAAAGGGUUGACAGUGUACGGACCUCUUUUGAGCAUCAUUUAUAGUUAUUUUUUUUUCAGUUUCUAGGGAUCAGAUACAUUGUUGCAGGAUACAUGGUUUCAUUGGAAUGUGCUGGUUGGGGUUAGAUUGGUGUGGUGUAUCUACUAACCAUCAUUAAAACUAAUGUACUAAUCUUUUCAUUGUGCUUUCUUCUAAUGUUGUUUUGUUUUUUGUUCAUUUAAUGUUUUCUGUUAUGGUAUCAUUAUAAUUUGAUUUCCUUUUUGACAUCCUGCCUAAACAAACAAACUCAUUAAACAGGUUAAAUCCAUUAACCAUUAACGGACACAACUCCAUCUAUAGGAAUAAUGAAUGAUCACUCUGGAGUGGCUCAGAUGACAGAUGAAUAGGGGUAUUAUUGCAUUCUAGUGAUUAUUGUAUGAUUCCUGUUAUCUCAGUCUGUAAUCCGUUAUCUAAACCCUCUGUCAUUCUACAAGUCCUAUCUGAUCCCAUGUAAGUGAUACUGAAUGGUUAGGCUGACAGCUGUGGCUGAGUGUCCUGGGAGCUUUGAUGGUCCCAAAACACUUUAUUAAUUUAAUCUAUUGUAAUUAACAUGAACCAUUAUUUUAUUUAUUUAGUUACGCAUUUAAUUUGUCUCCAGUGGAUUGUAUGAGUCUGCCGUCAGCAUUAACUCUUUGAAAGACGUGACUUCGAAAAGCAAUGUUUCUGUUUACAAAAAUGACAUUUAGAAAAGCCUAAACCUAUCGAUCUCACCUCCUCUUUAUUGCUAUUGCUUCAGGAAAUCUGCAAUUUAUAGCAGACAGGAUUUAGUGCAAUUUCUGGUCAUUGGCAACCAUUUGAUUCCUAGCCUCAUAGUCGAUGCCCCAUCCAGCCUGUCACACUUCUAGACUACCACAUCCUCUGUAUUAGAAUACCUGCCGUGCCCUGUAUCAUACCACAUCUAAUACAGAGUUACUUGAUUAUCCGGUGUGGCCUGUGUAAUACCACAUUCUCUGUAUUAGAGCAUCCUGCUUGGCUUGUGUAAUACCACAUUCUCUAUAAUAGAUUAUCCGUUGAGCCCUAUAUAAUACCACAUUAUCUGUAUUAGAAUAGCUGACAUGGCCUGUAUAAUGCCACCUUCUCUGUACUAGAAUAGUACAUUGCCUGUAUAAUACCACAUUCUCUGUAUUACAAUAGCUGACAUGGCCUGUAUAAUACCACAUUCUCUGUAUUGGCUUAUCUGAUGUGGCCUGUGUAAUAACACAUACAGUACUCCAUAUUAGAACAUCCUGCUUGGCCUAUAUAAUACCACAUUCUCUGUAGUAGAAUAGCUGACAUGAUCUGUAAAACACCACAUUCUCCGUAUUAGUUAUCUAGUGUGGCCUGUAUAUUACCACAUUCCUCUGUAUUAGAAUAGCUGCAUGGCCUCUAUAAUACCACAUUCUCUGAAUUCGAUUGAGAGUAGGUCUGUAUAAUACCACAUUCUCUGUAUUAGAUUAUCCAGUGUGGCCUGGAUAUUACCACAUUUCUCUGUAUCAGAAUAGCUGGCAUGGACUGUUGGAUAUUAGAUCCUCACUAUUAGACACAUACUCCCGAUACCAUGUGCAUUCCUCGUAUGUAUAAUGUAUCUUGUUUGCAUGCUGCUGCUUGCCCCACUAGCCAGUCAGGUGUAACUAAACAAACCAUGUGUUAUUGAAGUAUAAAAUAUCGUGUUUCUGUCUUUAUCUUGUGCGCUCUGUUCUUGCGCUGCUCUCCGUUUUAUCAGAAUCUCAGAAUGGAAUGUAAAUUCCAUUAUAGUGAGUUUGUAAACCCUCCAAUAGUCUCCUUGCGCUUGGUAGAAAGUGGUGUGUUUAUCCUUAGUCUGACAUGAGCGCAUUUUUGUAGCUAUUGCAGGUCACAAGGAAAUGGCACAAACACCGCCUGUUUCUGAAGCGUCGGCUGAUGGUAAACCAGGGAUUGGCAUUUCUGCAUUUUAAUGUGGUGCUCCACUGCUUUGCGCCAAUUUUAACACCGCUUGUAUCAAAAAGUCUUCCGCUAUACCAGCAUGCUUCCAGUCUAAGUCAAUUACACAAGGACUCUGGUACCGCAAUAACUGAUUACCCUCCUGCAGCAUACAAAUGCUUUAUACACAAUGCAGUACUUUUAAGGCCCUGGCCAUCAUCAGGAGACGUAUUCAGGAGUGCAUGGUGGAUCUGACAAACCUAUAGUUAAUAGCAAUCAGGUGUCUGUCACACUGACGAGUCAAUGUGAUUGGUUGUUUAAAAUUAGCAACUAAGGAUAAGGUGCUGCCAUAGGCCCCAGACAUGACCUCUCCCAUAGGCAUUUGUCAAACCCUGAGCUUUGAAGGACAUUGUGCAUUCUUACACAGGCACUUUAGGCUGGGAUAUGCUCAUUGUGUUGUAAUGCAAAUCUAAAUAUCCAAAAACAGUCAAUUAAAAAAUAAAAAAUUAUAAUAUAUAUAUAUAUAUAUAUAUAUAUUUAUAUAUAUAUUUUUACAUUUCUGAAAUUGCUGCAAAGUCUCAGGUUGUUCAUCUUCUGCAGUGAGGACAAGAGUCAAGACCUCAUGUACAACCUUAUUUUUACUCCAUUAAUUGAAACACGAGAUGUUGGCGGAAGGAAAGGAAAAAGCUACACUCAGUAGUUUGCUUAAAGGAACACUAUAAUCACCAACACAACUUUAGCUGAAUGAAGCAGUCCCUCCCUGCAUGUGACUUGCACAGACUUCCUAAAAACGUCCUGUAAAGAGUCAUCUAAUGUUUACACUUUAUUGCAAAUUCUGUUUCAUGUAGAAUGACUUGUCUCCUGCUCUGUUAAUAGCUUGCUAGACCCUGCAGGAGCCUCCUGUAUGUAAUUAAAGGUAAAUUUAGCGAGCAGGAGAUACAAACUUUCAAAGUAAGAUACAUUUGAUUAAAAAUGAAACCAUUCUGUUUCCAUGCAGUCUGUGUCAGUCACAACCAGAAGAGGUAUGACUAGGGCUGCAUAAACAGAAACAAAAGUGAUUUAAUCUUAAAUGGCAGAGUUGAACAGUGAAACUUCCGAAGCAUGGUCAAUACACACAAACUACUUCAUUGAGCUAAAGUUGCUUUGGUGACUAUAGUGUCCCUUUAACACAAACAUUUACAUGUUCAAUCAGUCCAGUCACUGCAAAAUCUUUAUAUUGGAACAUGAUCUCUUGUGUUAGCCUUCAGGCAGCAGAGGGUUAAAUUGCUCACUGUGGGUGGAUGAGGGACUUAAACAGAGGUUGUGGAAGACAGGGUGUCGAAUAAUUGGAGACGUAGGCGAGAAAUGGGAGUUUUUAUUUUUAGCAGAGAGAAGGCAGGUCAUGUAUUUAUUUAGCAGGCAAGGGUAAUUCCAAAAAUGUAUUCAUGCCAAUAAAACCCUGUAUAACUCUUAAUAAUUAAUGAAUUGGGCUUUCUCUACUAAACUGUGAAAAAUGUGUAAGCUAUAAUAACAAACGAAAAGCAGUCAGUAUCUGAGCAAAGGAAUGGCGACAUCUAAAACUUUUGUGGAUUUAACCAUUUAACACAAAAUUAACAUCUUUAUAUUUUAAUAUUUGCUGUGUGUACAAGUUUAACUUAUUCGUCUUGUUUAUUUUCUUGUAAUAUUUUUUUAAAAUUUAUUUUACAUACUGAGAUUACAUUUUUUUGAUGGACUCCAUUUUGUGAGGCUGUAGGAUAUUAGAAAUGACAGUUUUUAAAAUGGUCACACAUUGGCAUGUGUAUCUACACCUUCCUGUUAACAUUGUAUAAAACUAUGUCUUCUCUCCAAAUCUUUCACUGACAUCUAGGCCAUGUGUUUCCCUUCGUUGGGCUUUCACUGCUGUUAACUGCGCCAAAGUGGAAUGUAAUAUGAGCAGAUACUUUGUUCCCUCCGCCUUUAUGUAUCUGGCACUGUUUGCAUAACAGCCAAAUAAGUAACAGAGGUGCCUGUUUGUAAAGCUAUGUGCUCCAUUGUGGAUAAAUACAAUUCCACCUUUUUCUUUUUGUACGUAUAUGUGUUGUACUUGUGUUAGGCCAAAAUAUUUUCUGGCGAGCUACAUAACAUUACAAUAUAUAUCUGUACAAUGAAAACUGUAGCAGGAUCAGGAGAUAUGAGGGUAGGCAGGGGAAUGUCGGAAAUGUCUGAUAUGGGCAGGGAAAGCUAUGGAAGUCUCAGUUGGGAGAUAUGGUCUUGGAAAGAUCUGAGUUUGUCAACAGGAGCUGGAGAUAUGUAGGGUGGCUUAGGACAUGGAGUGGUCUGAGGUAGACAAGUGGUUCUGGACAUGCUUAUGGUAGACAAGGGGAUUUGUAGAGGUCUGGGGAGAGUAGUACAUUCUGGAAACGCGUAAGAUGGAGACAUCUAUGGUGGGCAGGGAGGAUUGGAGAAACCUGUUUGAACAUUUGGGUUUUGGAGGAGCUUCUAGGGGGCGAAAGGAUUUAGCAGGGUCUUAUGAUAACAGAGGAGUAAGUAAAGGACAGAGGGAUGGUUAAUACAUAUGACAUGAGUAAAUAGGGGUUUACUUUGAUUCAUAGGUUGUGUUUUGUUUUUUUUCCAAAGUUUAUUAAUAAAGUAGGUAGUGACCUAGUCCUUCACCGUUCAUUAAAUGUGCCACAUUAUCUGCUUUAGGAUCUCCUGAACUGUGAAAAUAGCUUUGGGAAAACUACUCCUAAAAUUUUAUUUCCACAGAUAGACAAACACCACCAAAGCAAGGAUUCCGUCUUCUUCAGGGAUGGCCUUCGGAGAAUAGAUUUUGUCCUGUCUUACACAGAUGACCCAAAUAAAGAAACAGAUAAGAAGAAAGCGGUGAGAAUACUUUGUCUUGCAAUUUGUUUCUGUCAAGGAUGUGCCUAUCCGCGUCCUGCAAAAUACAUGCAUAAUAUUUAUAUUAUCAGGAUAAUUCACUAAAGUGUGAAAUCAAAGUGAAUUUAAAAUUUAAGGUCAAAAUAGCUGAAUUAAAUCUAAAAUAACUCUAGGUCAGCAAUGCUUCCAAUUCAGAUACUUUGGCCUGAUAUGUGAAAUUCUCUUUGAAUUCUCACUUAAAUACAUACCGGGUCAUUUAUUUAUUUUGUUGUACACGCUAUUUCCCCAUUUUCGCACCAUAUUGGCUUGUCUGAUUUGUUUGAUUACCAUGAAAUUCAGCCACACCCAACAUUUUUUAUUUUCAGACACAGUGAUUUACUCAAAACAAAUAUUUUCUGCUGUCCACGUCCAGGUUUCUUGAUUUCAGCUCUUAAAGGUUCUGUGCUGCAAUGUUGCCCCAUUGCAGCUAAGGUAAUCCUUUAAUAUGGUAUGUCCCAUCAUUGCAGCUAAGGUAACACUUUCACAGAUGGUAUGUGCCCCAUCAUUGCAGCUAAGGUAACCCUUUCACAGAUGGUAUGCUCCCCAUCAUUGCAGAUAAGGUAACCCUUUCACAGAUGGUAUGCGCCCCAUCAUUGCAGCUAAGGUAACCCUUUCACAGAUGGUAUUCUCCCCAUCAUUUCAGAUAAGGUAACCCCUUCACAGAUGGUAUGCUCCAUCAUUGCAGAUAAGGUAACCCUUUCACAGAUGGUAUGCGCCCCAUCAUUGCAGCUAAGGUAACCCUUUCACAGAUGGUAUGCGCCCCAUCAUUGCAGAUAAGGUAACCCUUUCACAGAUGGUAUGCGCCCCAUCAUUGCAGAUAAGGUAACCCUUUCACAGAUGGUAUGCGCCCCAUCAUUGCAGAUAAGGUAACCCUUUCACAGAUGGUAUGCGCCCCAUCAUUGCAGAUAAGGUAACCCUUUCACAGAUGGUAUGCGCCCCAUCAUUGCAGAUAAGGUAACCCUUUCACAGAUGGUAUGCGCCCCAUCAUUGCAGACAAGGUAACCCUUUCACAGAUGGUAUGCGCCCCAUCAUUGCAGAUAAGGUAACCCUUUCACAGAUGGUAUGCGCCCCAUCAUUGCAGAUAAGGUAACCCUUUCACAGAUGGUAUGCUCCAUCAUUGCAGCUAAGAUAACUCUUUCAGAGCUGACUCCUUUUUUUGUUGCAGAUAUAAUUCCCUGUAUCCUUACUUAUGUUAAGCAUAUUGAUUCUUUAAUGUUUCCUAGUGAGUUUGUUUAAACUUACCUUAGAUGACAUUGUUCCACUCUUGGUCUCCAAGUGGCUCUAACUUGGUGUGGGCACAUUUUGAUGCUGCCUGUGUAUUCUUCAUACACUGAGAUCUUCCUGCCAUACUGUUUUUGCAUUUGGUACUUUUGGUAAUACACUUCUGGUUAUUGUGAUUCUUCUAUCACAUCCUCAGGGUUUUUGUCUCGCUAAAUUAUUUAUUUGUAGAAAGAACCGACCCAAGGCCACAUUGCAUAGUCUGCAACAAAAGCUCAAUAAAACCUCUUAGAGCGAAACGGGUGGCUGGCUGGCUACCUAGUCCUUGAUAAUUCCCUGUAUCCUUACUUAUGUUAAGCAUAUUGAUUCUUUAAUGUUUCCUAGUGAGUUUGUUUAAACUUACCUUAGAUGACAUUGUUCCACUCUUGGUCUCCGAGUGGCUCUAACUUGGUGUGGGCACAUUUUGAUGCUGCUGGUGUAUUCUUCAUACACUGAGAUCUUCCUGCCAUACUGUUUUUGCAUUUGGUAAUUUUGGUAAUACACUUCUGGUUAUUGUGAUUCUUCUAUCACAUCCUCAGGGUUUUUGUCUCGCUAAAUUAUUUAUUUGUAGAAAGAACCGACCCAAGGCCACAUUGCAUAGUCUGCAACAAAAGCUCAAUAAAACCUCUUAGAGCGAAACAGGUGGCUGGCUGGCUACCUAGUCCUUGAAGGACCUUUCUUUGCUCUUUCAAUGUUUGGGUGUGUGCGUGUGCAAUCCAGGUGUGUGGUGUGGUUUUUGUUCUCCCUCCUGUUAAACAUUGUGGAACAUUCUGGAAUGUUCUAGAUAAGUAACACAGAUAAGAUGUGAAAUGUGAUUUACGAUUUAUCACAGGAGAUAUGCUUCUCAAUGCAGCUGGUAUUAUACUUGUUUGAUGGGAUUCUUGGCAGACAGGCUGGCUGCCAGUUCAGAAUCAGAUGCAUUACACAGAAAUCUGUUCAAUUUAACCUCUUCUGUAAAGAACAUACAAAAAUACAAUAGUUUGUCUCUGGCACAGAAUACGAUUACAUGAAUAUCUGUCUGUGUGGAGGAGGAGGUUUGGAGAUUGGUGCACCAGGCGCUGUUUGCUAUUUUCUUCCUAAACAAAUAAUGAAUAGUGAGAAUAUAUUUGUCUGGUAUAAUGCCUAUUGCAACACACAGGGAUGAGGGAGUCUGACUUUCGAUGAAUUGCUCAAAACUGGAUAAGGACAGGAGUUCACCAAAGACCUGUCUGAGAGAGUGCAACAAUGAAAAUGGCAACCUAAAGUUGGUGUAAAUCCACCUAAAAUGGCUGUUGCGUGAUAUCGCCAAUCAAAUUAUGUAAAAAUUAAAUAUGAUAAUGCCAAAAAUAAACUAAAAUAAAAUCAAGUAUUUCAGGAAAAAAGUGCAGCAGUUGUGUGUGGUGUGUACAACUUUAAAUCAAUUUACACCAUCCAGCCCGGCGGGAGGGGGUCCCUGAGGGUGGGGGCACCCUCAAGGCACUAUAGUGCCAGGAAAACAAGUAUGUUUUCCUGGCACUAUAGUGGUCCUUUAACUAAAACCACAAUAUCUUUUAUACUAAAGGGAUAUGGGCAUUACAACGUAAAUGGUUACUCCAAGCACCAUGACCACUUCUACUUUUCGACGUGGUCAUGGAGGAAGGAAUCUGUCGCUGUGCAGUGUUUCUGCUUGGAAAUGCUACACAUCCAGAUUUAUUUGCACUUGUGUUCCAGGGGCUGGUUACACCACUGGCACACGUGACUUUAGCAGCCCAUAACCCAGUUCCAAACUGCCAAAUGUCAAUUCUGUGUAUAUUUUAUGUUUGUCGUCUGUGAGCACUGCAUGCUGGCAGCAGACGUAGUCAUAGUAUGAUUCUUCACUGGCAAGCAGUGCCGUGAGGGUGUCUGCAAUCAAAGCUUAUGGACCUUGUGUUCUGCCAUAUUUAUCCCUCCCUCCCUUCCAAUAGAUCCAUUGCAUUGUACUUUUUCUCCCUUCAUUUUCUGUGAUAUUCUCACCCCUCACAUCCUCCUAUGUGUUAGCCCCCUCCUUCACCUCCCUCUUGUCUUUAGCUCUGAAAUGAAUGCAAUUGCAAUUGCCCUCUGCGCAUGCACCCAUGACCAAUGAAUGCUUUUCUAUGAGGUGCAUUUGAUUGGGCAAAAGAUGUGUCGCCACGUCAGUAGAGGUGUGAAAGAGAACCGGGAAAACUCGGCCCGGCGCUGGAUUUAAUGAAAGUUUUUUUGUUUGUUUGUUUGUUUGUUUUUUAAUUAGUUUAAUACAUUUUUUUUUUUUUUUUUUACCGGAAGAUAAGGAGGGACCUAAAUAAAGCACAAAUACAGUUACUCCAAUAAUGUGUUUGAGUAACCCUUUAACUGCUUUAUGUAGAAUACUCUGGGAACACAUCAACUCACCUUGGAGGGGGCAAUUAACUAAAUCCCCAAUACAUUUUAUACUAAAGGGAUAUGGACAUUACAACAUUGCAAUACCCUUAUUAAAAUAUCACUUUUGAUAAUGAUCCACAUUUUACAAGGUUUAAAUAAAUGGAGAUGACUGUUAAAAUGAAAGGAAAAGUAGUUUCUGAAUAAUUUGCAGCUAACUAGUGUCUGGCUUGUGCUGGCACGGAGGCAGAUUUUCCUGACCGUGUGUUUUGGGUUCCAGCCAGGACGGAUUGCAGGGCGUUUCCCCUGAGUGGAGCGAGGGCGUUAAACAUUUAUAUACAACUGCAGGAAACAUUUUCUUUUUAACGUACAAACUUGUACACCACAUUCAGUUCCUUUUUAUUGCAGAGAUCGAAGAAUAAUUUUAGUAAGAUCAUAGACAUUAAUCUAUAUUUAGCAAACCAGGCACAAUUCUAAAAUUAUUAAUCAGAUGCAAAUUGCCAUUUAAACCAAUAAAAUGCCCUGCUACAUGUUACAGUUUGUUACAAUUUGCCCCAGAAUUAAUAAAGUUAAACCUUAAUAAAUAUGUGCCUCUGUUCAUCUUAUUGUUAUAUUUAGUAAUUAUUAUUACUUUAUUGGAGGUCUUCAAAUAAUCCCACCCAUAGCUCUUGGUUUCUUCCUGUCUGUCCUGGAGUUAUCCCCUGGAUAGACUUUAAAGUAGCAGGCAAUGCGGCCACACAAUUCUACUCAUUGGUAAAUGGUUAUGCUACAAAUAAUGGGAUUCCUGCAUUUUUCUUAAAGCUUGAUUUCCUUCUAGAAUAUUUUGCCAAUUCUGGUAAUGGCUUUGUUUUGCUUUUCUGACUGAAGCAGACGAUGUGUGCACAAAUAAAGAGUCUGUAACUGUGCAGAGCUCUCUGUUCUGUAUUCGAUCAAAUGCUCCGUGGAGUCGUGCCCACCUGACUAUUCACCGAUAGCAGAAAAUACAUUCAGCUUUAGAACAUGUGUGUAGCAAAGUUAGGGAUUAAUGUAGAUAUGUCUGUGUUUAUUUCAGUCACGCUUUCUCUGCCUGACUUUCUUUUUCUGUCUGUCUUUCUUUCUCACUGUCACUGUCAUUCGUCUGUUAUCUUUUACUUAAUCUGUCUGUCUGUCUUUCUUUCUGUCAUCCACCACCCACACAUAUAUACACACACACCCUCUCGCUCUCCAAUCCCCCUGCCCCCUCCCCCCCCACGAUCUAAUUUUAAAACCUCAUAGUUUUCAUGGAUUAUUGAAUAAGUGGUAAGGGUUGUGUUGUUAUUGUGUUCCUUUUGUUGUGCGGACCUGUAGUAUAUGAGUGUGCAGAAUUCAGGCUAUUUUCAGCUUGUGUAUUUACAGGAAAAGAUGACCCCUUCCUUGCUUCUGCAGCUGUUUGAUAAAUGAUUGUAAGAAUAAUACACUUUCCGGUGUUAGACGCUAGAUGAUAAAAAUGUAUAAUUAACUCCGUUAUUCGCUAAAGUGAGAAUUCAAAGUGAUUUCAACGAGGCCUAAGUAACUGAAUUGGCAGCAUAGUUGACUUAAAAUUCUCAUUUCAGUGAAUAACCCUGUGUGUUCUUACAACAACAAUUCUGGAAACGAAUGGGUUUUAUAUUAAAGAAAACUUAUAUUAACAAACUUGUGUAUCAAUUUAAACAGUGAGAUGUUUACCGGACUAUAAGGAUUGGAGAAGAUACCCAUAUUUUUUUUUUAUUUUUUUUUAUUUGUGCAUUCCCCUGAUUGUGGAUUGUCCCAGUGUGACCUCCUGUUUUAAUGUGACUGUCUGGAGCUCAGAGAGUGCGUGUGGACUGUCCCAGUGUGACCACCUAUAGCGCAGACUGUCCCACAGUGGCAGCUACUAGCAUACCUCCCUAGUGUCCCUACUUAGAAGGGACCGUCCCUAUUUUGGGCCUAAAUCCCUCUGUUCAUCUUGUCUAUCCUAAUGUCCUUCAUUUCUAGAAGCUCUGUAUUGUUGUGUCUGAGUGUAUAGCCGAGCUCUGCAGAAAUAAUACUCACAGUAAUGUUCUUGUUGUAAAUUACAUUUUAGUUGCAAAAAGUAUUAGUAAAUCACUUAUAAUUUCUCAGAACAGCCACACCCCUAAAAUUAAAGUGCCCCUCUUUCUCCAUUUGCAGUGUUGAAGAUGUGCCUUCGCUCUGAGAGAGUGCAUACUAUCUCGGUGUGGCAGCCCGCUACUUAAACAUGGCUGUGAACUGUCUCAGUGUUCUAAGAUUAUGUAGACAACUCAGAAAAUAAAAGAAAUAAUUUCCAAAAGUAAAUCCUAAUCUUUAUAUGGAGACUCUGUGUAAAGGGAUUGGUCAUAUUUCACUCUUUAUAAGGUCAGGUUUUUAAAAUGGCAGAAAAUCCAAUAUGAGUCGUAGCCUGGAUACGUAGUACCUGCUCUCAGUAAAUACACUGGGGAUUGCCUGUUCUUCUACAUCACACUAUGUCUUUCUGUGAAUUGAAUCUUCUCUCUUUUCUCCCAGGAAAGAAGGAAAGAAUUUGAGUCGAAUUUAAUAAAAACUGGACUGGAAUUAGAGACUGAAGACAAAAAAGUAAGGAAUGCUGACUUUCUCCACGGCAAAUGUAAAUAUUUAGGGGUGCCAAGUCCCCCCCCCAUCACCCUCCCAAUCUUAUAUAUAGCUCUCCCACUUUUGUGGCUCUGAUUGCACUGUCCUUUGUCCCACAGCAGUCAUUUCUUGUCUUAGCAUUUGGUACUACUGACUGACCGUAAAUAGGUUAAGAAUAUGGACAUUUUUUAUUUAUUUUAAAGGCGCACUAUAGGGUCAGGAACACAAACAUGUAUUCCUGACCCUAUAGUGUUAAAACAACCAUCUAUCUCCCCUGGCUCCCUCUUGCCUCCCUUAAUAUAGUAAAAUCUUACUUGCAUUCAAGUCUGCAGCUCCUGGCUCUGCCCAUGUUUGCCUGUGAACUGCCCAUGUCUGCUGACAUCAGAAGUGGUGGUCUGAGCCAAUCACAGUGCUUCCCCAUAGGAUUGGCUGAGACUGUCAAGGAGGCAGAUCAGGGGCAGAGCCGGCACAAGCCAAACACAACCCUGGUCAAUCAGCAUCUCCUCAUAGAGAUUCAUUGAAUCAAUGCAUCUCUAUGAGGAAAGUUCAGUGUCUGCAUGCGGGGGUGGAGACACUGAAUGGCAGUGCUGCUUACUCUGCAGCACUGUGCAAGGAAGCACCUUUAGUAACCAUCUUAGGAGUGGCCAGUGGAGUUAUCACUAGGCUCUAAUUUAAACACUGAAUUUUCUCUGAAAAUACAGUGUUUACAGCAAAAAGUCUGAAGGGAAUGACUCUACACACCAGAACAAAUGCAAUAAGCUGUAGUUGUUCUGGUGACUAUAGUGUCCCUUUAUGGCCUCUCCAAAUUUGUUUACAGCUGUAACUCCUCCAUGAAGUAUCAAGUUUUGACAAUGAUACUUGAAUGUCUAUUACCGCUAGUUAAUUGACAACAUUCAGUUUGCUAUAUUGAGCCAAGGAUUCCUCAUACAGUGCUCUCUGGUGGCUGCAUGGGUCAUAGAAAGUGCAUGAAGUUAAAAGCAAAGAAUUGAAUAUUCUACAGAGUAACUCUAGUCAAAUCAACCAAUUUAGCACAAUUAUCAGUCUGCUUAUUUAACAUGCCAUGCUUUUUCUAAAAGUGAUGUGAAACCCCUGUUUCCAGAUAAGAUUGUCCAAUUUCCUUCUGACCUACCAGUGAUUGCCAGACCUGUAAUGAAUAUGGGUUGUCUUUCAGGAAUCUGAAAGUGGGAAGAUCUAUUUUAUUAAGAUUCAUGCUCCAUGGGAUGUUUUGUCCACGUACGCUGAAGUUCUUGGCAUCAAAGUUCCCAUCAAGGAGAACGACAUUGAUCCGCCGAGAGAAAAUCCUCUGGACUGCUUACUUAAGCCUUUUAAACUUCCCAAUCAUGUCAUGUACCCCGAACCAGAUUACUUCACCGCUGCCUUCAGCAAACAAAAGCAGGAACUUUUUCUUAUCAAUGACCAGAAUACCUUCUUCUCACCAGCCACCCGCAACCGCAUUGUACGUAGAAGGUGCUAUAAGAUCAGGGGAGCUAGCAGGGUUUAUAUGUCAGAUUUACAUGUCAGUUGCCUGUAGGCACAAAAGGUACCCACUGCUUGAGGGGGUUGAAGUUGUGGUAUAAAAGCUGUUUUGUAUUAUUACCUUUAGGGUUAGAAUUGGGUUAAAUUUAGCAUCUGGGUACAUGAGGUUUAGUUUUUAAGAGGAGUUAAACAUAUGAUUAAGGUAAAUUGUCUAAUUUCAGGUCUAGGGUUUGACUGCUGGAGUUUAAAGGGUAUAUUUGCAAAGUUCUCACCUCCUAUGUCUUAUGUAGUCCAGUCAGAUUGAUAUUAGGAAUUUAAGCAUGCGUGGGAUGGGAAUAAGGCUAUCCUAACUAUAAGAUAAGGCCAGGGACUAAUGAAAGUAUUUAGAAAAUUGGGCAGACUAGAUGGGCCGAAUGGUUCUUAUCUUCCGUCACAUUCUAUGUUUCUAUGUUUCUAUUAGAGUUGCAGGAGUUGUUAUACAGUGUGCAUCUUUGUUUCCCUGCUCCUCCUGCAAGGCAUUUCAUGUAUGAGAGUGUGUUAGUGGGCAGAUGGGCAGUGAUCCCUUCCACUUACUGUCCAGCUUCACACUAAGACGCUGGAGAAGCUUAGACCGCACUGAGUUUUACACCCUCUAGAAUCACUCCUGCAGCUCUAUUUGGACUACAUGGUACACAGACCAAAGCAUUUGGUACUUGUUGCUCCACCAUACUAUUUAAGCUUGAAAAGGCACAUUGUAAGUGCUGGGAACAGGCACCCCUAGUGGUCAGGCUCCUGUAGACGUGUGUAGUAUGCCUAAUGUGAUAUCUGGCCCUGAGAGCUAUUAGAAUAACCAGUCUUCAAAUACUGGUUUCUUGUUCAAACCAUCUUGUAUAAUUUUUUUGAGAAUAUACAUUAAUCAUUAGGCCAAGGUUCUUCCCAGUUUUUCCAUGUGUUUUAUAAUGUUUUGUAGGUGUAUUAUAUCCUCUCUCGUUGUCCAUAUGGAACAGAGGAAGGAAAGAAAAAGUUUGGCAUUAAAAGACUUCAAAACAACGGGACAUACACCUCAGCUUACCCUCUUCAUGAUGUAUGUAUCGCUCAACAGUACGUCUUUAUGUAUGUGGCAUUAAAGUUACGAAUGACAAUCUUCUUUUCUAAUGAAAGCUUAAAAUCAGUGGGUUAUUUCUACAUCGGAAUAUCUGGGUUUCUGAGUUCAAUUAUGAUCUUUGGAGGAUUAUAAACAUGGGGUUAAUCAGUAUGCAAGAGUAUAUGAUUGUCUAAAAAGGUAAGCAUUGCUAGGGUUAAUGAUGAAAAAGGCAAGGGUCGAAACAAUGAGAGCGUCAAGGAGAGCAAUUGAAGAGUUCCAGCAGUGACCGGGAUGUGCCAGUAUUGAGGCUGCGAGGGUGGAGGAUGCGGUGUUUGUGUGUGUGUGUGUGUGUGUGUGUUUAUAGACACUAAUUAUUGUAUAUAAUGUAUUUAUUGUCUAUACAGUGUCAGUAUUGGAAGAAAGCAAAGGAAGAACUGUGUCACAGUGAGAGAUUCACCUUGUACUCACAGUGGGCCAAAUUUGCAAGAUUUUACAAGGAGCAACCUCUAGAUCUUAUCCGGUGAGUGUGAAAGUCUUCCCCAAAAUUCAGGGUCCUCUACCAGACUCUCAGAGGCCAUUAAUGUCUACUUUUAAACCAAUUCUCUCCUGCAUCCUUUGUCUUUUGCCCAUUGAAAGCCCUUCUCAUAUCCCAACUUCAUUCACCAGUUUCCUUGAUGUUCACACAAUUCUUCCUCCUUUUCUAAGUUCUAAAGAGUUCUUUCACGGUUUCACCCCUUCUUACAACUUGCCAUGAAUAGACUAGACUACUCAGUUGGUUUGUAGAAGAUGUUUUUUUUGUUUUUGUUUUCUCUAUUUCUUUCUUGCUUUCUUUUAACCUACCUGGAACCCCCACUGAUUUCUUUAGUAUGAUCAAGACCAUUUAUCUUAAAUGUUUUCUUCGUCAUUAAUUUAUGGAAUUACUUUUUUUCUUUUUUUUACGUUUGUCCAGGAAAUACUAUGGUGAAAAGAUUGGGAUUUAUUUUGCUUGGCUGGGAUAUUAUACGGAAAUGCUGUUUUAUGCAGCGGUUGUUGGCUUUUUCUGUUUCCUGUAUGGCUGGAUUACAAUGGACGAUAAUCUCGGCAGGUGAGAUUUCUUUUUUGGAAUACAAGAUAUUAGACAAAUAUUUGUUUUCAUGGGCGUCUAGAUUAUACACUAUUACCCAGCAAGAGGGAUGCUGAUAGGAUGAAACAGGAAAGUGUUUCUUCUUACUUAGACGUUAAUUUGAUGUUGGAUAAGCUUUCUAAAAGAGUUAAUAUUUUGGGUAAGCUUUUUUUUUUUUUAAUAUAUUGAGAUAUAUAGAAUUUUAAAAGUGAAUUUUACAUCAUUUGGAAAACUUAUCCAACAAUGUUAACUUGAGGCCUUUCUAUGCUUUUUUUUUCUUUAUCUAAAGAGCUGUUGUUUUUAUUUGGUUUUUACCUAUUUUGCUUUAGUCUUUUCUCCUUUGACCAACCCCAGACUAAUUGUUCCUUUUUUGCACUUCUGGAAAUGUCACCAUUAUGCCGAUUGUAUCCUUUAGAACCUUAUCACAUAUUUUUUCUUCAGUAAGGAGAUUUGUAGCCCUGACAUUGGAGGGCAGAUCAUCAUGUGUCCACUUUGUGACAAGACAUGUGAAUUCUGGAAGUUAAACACCACGUGUGAACCGUCACGGGUAGGUCUCCUCAUUAGAGAGCCUUUGUUUUGUCAUUUGUGAUGGUAUUCAUUCUAACCACUUUCUCUGCUUCAUGCAGUAUUCCCAUAUGUUUGACAACGUGGCCACGCUUUUCUUUGCAAUAUUUAUGGGAAUAUGGGGUAAGUAGUUGACUAUAUUUACAACUUGAUAUAUGGUUAGGUGGUUGGAUCUGUAAGGAAACCUUUGAAAUCUGAGAGGGUGUGUAUAUACUUUCACCAGCAAUAGUGGCCCCAUGUGUUUGUGGUGACCCCUUUCUCAAGUUGUGGUCUUAUGCCAAGUUAAAUUCCAUUGGAAUACACAGCUUCAAAGCACAACAUUGCUUUAAAUCAAAGCUCCUAAAAUAGAUUAUCUUAUAUUAUAAAAUAGCCAUUGGCAGGGUUUCAUCGGCACCUUGGCCAGCUGCCCUGUACCUUACCAUUAAUUACAGUGGUAUUCUUUACUCUGAAGAGAAGAGUUUGUCAUUUUUUGUUUUUACAAUAAUUAUAAUAAAGUAAAAAGCCACAACAACCAUACAUAAUGACUUCCAGAGCUUUCGGACUAUUUGGAAUGCAGUAUUCAAAUCCACAAAGCAUUAGUUAGGUCGUUGACCACUAGGCUGCUAAUCUGUGGCCAGUGUAUGAGUUUAUGCUGGAGGUAGGUUCUAGUGGCUGCUAACAGAGCCACAAGUGGUUUCUCUCACACGGUCCUUGCUGUAUGCGAUCCUCCCACAAGGUCUCCUUGUGACCAGCAAGUCGUUAAAACCCUGUCCAGCAAACCAGAGUUUAUUAUAUUUUUUUUAUGUACAUUUGACACUGCUUCAUUAUGAUGCAAUAUAAAAAUGUGCAGUGUGAUGGGGAAUCAUAUCUAGCAGUGUUUGGUGAUUGGAGAAAGAGUUUCCAGUAAAAAAAUGAAUUAUAAAACGUAAUAACCACAAUGAUUGCGUUCAGAAAUUAAUUUGUAAUUCCUCCUCUUGCCUGCAUAAUAUCACAAAUUUACUUUCAUAUAUCUGGGUACUGUCAAGAAAUCCUACACCAACAUAAUGUAAAGGCACAUAAUAUUAGGAAAAUAAACAAAACAAGACAGUCGUCGUAUCUGUUCACUGACGGUUUUAGAUCAACAGCAGCAACGCUAUUUUGUGAAAAGUUGUAUUAUUUUUCUUUUAUCCAGCAUUAAUGAGUUAAUAAGAAAAGUGCUUUCUCUCAAAAAUAGUGCUUCUUGCAUCUGUCUAACUUCCGGGCUUGCACUAGGAUCUACACAACUACUGGUGCUCUCACUAAAGUGAGAAUUCUAAAAGAGCUUAAAAUUAAAUGCCAUAGUAGUUAGAUUGAAAGCAUAACUGACUUUGAGAAUCUUUCCUUUUUGGCUAAUUUUGACUUAAAUUUGAAAUUCACUUUGAAUUCUCUGCUUAGUGACUAACCUUCUAAGAUCUGCAUAUUGUCUAGUGCUUGUACUAGGUUCUGCGCAACUUCUGGUGCUUGCACUAGGUUCUGCACAACUUCUGGUGCUUGCACUAGGUUCUGCGCAACUUCUGGUGCUUGCACUAGGUUCUGCGCAACUUCUGCUGCUUGCACUAGGUUCUGCACAACUUCUGGUGCUUGCACUUGGUUCUGCGCAACUUCUGGUCCUUGCACUAGGAUCUAUAUAGCUUUGUAUAAGUUGAUGUGCUUUACAGUUACGCUGUUCCUGGAGUUUUGGAAACGGAGGCAGGCCAGACUGGAGUACGAAUGGGACCUGGUUGACUUUGAAGAGGAGCAACAACAACUUCAGCUUAGACCAGAAUACGAGGUGAAAUGUACUCAGAAACGGAAGAACCCUGUUACUCAGGUAAUGUUUACCCAUGUGACUUGAUGGCUCCCUCCAGUGGCCGUGGUGAUAUAGCACCCUUUUUAAAAGGUCAGAUUAGCUCUUUCAGUUCAUCUGCCAGAACAAAUGUAUAGAGAUCUUUCAGGAAGACCUAGUAAUAGUGUUAGCAUGUUCCGUUUUCCAAUCCUUUUUAAUAACUCUAUGGAAAAUUGGGAAUGGACAGUCAUUCAUUCCAUCUAAGGGACUGGCCAGUCUGAGAUCCCACUAAUUGGUGUUAACAUGGCUGGCAAGAGGUAUUUAAAAUUCAACAAAAACAGAAGCAAACCAUUUAGCCAUUCAGACGGUUUCUUCUGUGUAACAAAAUUUGUAUUCCCUAUAUGUCCCCAAUCUCACCAUUUUUAAAUGUAUUUAUUUAUGUGUUGAUUGGUUGUAUGUAGUUCUUAGCCAUUUACAAUGUAGCAUGCAUUCCCACCUUACUGGGAUCCAUGUGAUACAUUUGACCCCAUCAAUGGGGUUCUCUGCCAAUCCCCUUUUUUAUGGAAGUGAUAGUUGAUUGCUGCGUGUUUCAUGUGCAGAUGUCAAUGCAGAGUUAUUGUCCAACUUUAGGCGAUUUUGUUGUACGGUCACACCUGGCACCUCAAAUUUAAAUGAAUCCACUCCUAGUGAUUUAUUCCAGGGGGGGGACUAUGCAACAUAGUGGGUUAAGUAGUUUGCUCUGUGAGAGAAGAAUGUGCAGGUUAAGAGUUCUGUACAUCGUUAGUUUGAUUCUUGUGUCAACUUUAUAUAAUUACUGUACCUGAUGGGGACAAUAGACAGAUCUUGUUCAUAUGCCUUUUUAUAGCCAUUUUGUUUUGAACGUUUUAUUAUUUGAGGAACUAAUCACUAACUUUUGAUUUUUAGAAACUGCAGAUUUAGUGAGAUUUUAUUCAUUAAACCAAAAAUUUUGAAAAAGUUGACAAAGUGAAUUUUUUUUUUUUACAAAACUUGAGGUGGAUUUGUUUUCCUUACUAGAUUAUCUUUCCAGUUCAACUAUUUUGGUUACAGAAUUUUCUCAUCAAUUCUCAGUGGUUUAGUGAAUAAACCUCCACUUUUUAAUUCGUUUUUCUAGUUAUAUGUUUUUGAGAUAAAUGGAAAUAAUGUGAAUGUUACAUUUCCAGAUACCGAGUAACAUGGAGAAUGUGGCGAAUUAUUAUAUAUAUUUUUUUUGUAUUUUUUUUUUUUUUUUCUCCUCAUGGACUCCACGAUGAUGUGAUUCUUAUUACACAUUAGCAUUUCUACAUUUGUAGGAAAUAGAGAUGGUUAUGAGGAGAAGUGCUGUAAAUUUCUUUGGAAAACUGUUCUUGUGCUGGAUGUCCAUUGUAUUUUGGGUAAGAAAAGCGAAGAAAAUCAUCGCUGGAAGAAAUAAAAACUAACACUAUUAACCUCACUGUUUGGUCAAACUCAGAUUUUGGGGUGUUUAUAACAGUCUUGAUGCUGAGUGAAAUUACGAAAUGCUCCUCAAACCUUCCCUUUCUCUAGUUCACUUUGGGUCGUUUUAUGAAAACCAAUUUCUUUUGGGUACGAUUAUAGGUUUAUGGGUUAUAAAAUGGACCUGUUAUCAGAGGAUAACCAUUUAAAAAAAAUCAUAUUUGUAGAUCAUUUUAUGGUUUAUAUAAGCCUUUGGUUGUGUCUACAAAAUGUAAAGAAAGGAAAAAAACGUGACUCAACAGCCUGUUGACCUUCUAUACAUCCCUUGAAUGCAGUUUUUGGUUUUCCCAGACUGUAGUAUAAAUAUUAAACUGCAUAAAGAGAGUCUAAAUUGUAAACAAUAAGGUAAAUAGCAUAGAUAUUUAUUAGCCAGUACUUUAGAGUCUCCCAAAAGGGGUCAAUUCCCUUCAGAAUCCAAAACAUGGUAGAACUUGCCAAAGGCACGAAUAGUAAACCCCAAAAGAGUUCAGUGGUUAACACACCAAUUCCAGUAUCUCAGAGCCAUGCGUUUGGACAAGGCAAACCUCCUCUACUCCUAGUGGCACUCCAACAAAAAUAAAAUAAAACCACGUGAGGACAAUUAGUUGACUAAAAAUAUUAUUUAAUAUAAAUAUACUUUUAUUUCAGCAUUCUUAAAAUCCUAGGAAAUAAAAAUAAGACAAACCGUUUAUGCCCCCCAAUGAGGAAAGGUUUUGUUUUUGUUAAAUAAAGGGAAAUGGCUCAUAUCCUACCCUACCAUUAAUCCAAACGCUUCAGUAACUCUCAGGGAACCAAAAAGGAGAAGCAUUAUUUACCUGUUACCUACCCAUAAGUAAAAGAGUAUAAAAUAUAUUAUAAAUAUACUUACUGUCCUUAUAAUGUAUCAUUUCUAAAAAGAUAAAUAAAUGCUAGACUCUGUUUUUGUGGUAAUAAAUGCGUAUAAGAGCUUUAUUAACCACUCAUAACAUAAUGGUUAGUAGUUUGUUUCCUUUCGGUAACAUCCAUUUUAAUGUAUAUGGAAUGUUUAUAGUGGAAAUACUUAAAUAACAAUACUUUCAGAUUGUCCUGACUUGCCACGAAUAGUCCACCACGUAAAUUGUUCAUUUAUGAUCAAACAUUUAUUAUUCCACCAAAUCAGAUGUCAAAGUGGCUGGGCAAUGCAUCCUGUAGGGGAAAACAAAAUUUUUUAAUUUUUUUUUUUUAAAUGGGAUAGUGUACGAUAGACACUGUCUUACAGCCCCCUCUAGUGGUAGCUUGUAUCCCUGCACAUUUGCCAUAUGUAAAGAGCCAGGUGGGUUCGAUGGAGCUUUCACUUUCACUCAGUGCUUGGCAGUGCCAUGUGUUUCUCUUGAUGGGACUUGGUGUCUUACUUUCUGGUGAACUGUGGCCUUGCUUGCUUUUCACUGUUUCAGGAGAUGGAGCCUUAUUUGCCCAUUACUAGCAAGGCUGCAAGGUUCUGCUUCUCUGGAGCUACGGUGUUAUUCUGGGUGAGCAUAAACCUUCUUCUAAUAAGUCCUUAACAUUUGUCUUUUCUUGUUUUUAUUUGUCGUGUUGGGAGCUUGUCUGCAUCGUCUCUUGCAUUUGUGGUUGAUCUGUGUGUUUGCAAAUAUUUGGUCGCCCAGUUUAAACAUGGGAUAAAAAACACAAAUACAUUUUUUUUUUUAACUAGCUACAAUUAAUAAGAAUGUAAUGCACAAAUGUUCAGUUUUUUUUAAAAAAAUUUUAAUUUAAAAAAAGCAGCUUUGUAGAAUAUAAGAAAGGUUGUAAAAUACUUUUUAUUUAGCUCUUACGAUCCUAUGAAAUAAAAAGAAAUUGCAUAAUUAUUUCAGUGUGCACAAAGAUUGAUCUGACAUGUUAGAAAAAGGAUUUGCGUUCCUGUGAUAGCAGUUUAUUGGAAGUUUGGGUACUCCUCACUGCAGCCCAUGUACAGCGCACUGUAUUAUAAAUUUAGUAAUGUUACGGAAAUAUUCAUCUUCAAUGGAAACAGUUUUCUCAGGAUUCUUCACAAUAUAUUAACUUUUUUCCUUUAUUUAACCCCUUAAGGACACAUGACGGAAAUAUUCCAUCAUGAUUCCCUUUUAUCCCAGAGGUUGUGUCCUUAAGGGGUUAAUGGGACACUAUAGUCAACAAAACAAUUUAAGAUUAAUAAAGCUGUUUUGGUGUUUAGAUCACGCCUCUGAAGUCCCACUGCUAAAUUAUCUGCCAUUUAGGAGUUAAAUCAUGAUUGUUUCUGUUUAUGCAGCUCUAGCCACACCUUCCUUGAAUGUAUCUGAAUCUACCUGCAUGGAAAAAAAAUAGCUUAAUAUUUAGAUCAGAUGUAACUUACUUUAAAAGUAUUUAUCUCCUGCUCUGUAAAUUGAACUUUAGUUACAUACAGAAGGCUUCUGCAGGGUCUAGCAAGCUAUUAUCAGAGCAGGAGAUAAGAAAUUCUAAAUUAAACAGAAUUUACAAUAAAGGAAGUGUAAACAUUAGAUCACUGUUUACAGGAAGUGUUAAGGAAGGAUGUUUAAGUCAGGGAUAAUAAACUUGUAUUUGUGAGGUGUGAAACUCCACCCUGCUCUGUUUAGGAACUUAGUUUCCUGUCAGUCAGUUAUAAGCUCCACCCUAUGCACCUGGCAGUCAGUACAGAGAAAAGGAGAAAUGAAACCAUGAUGACAUCCCAACUCCAUUCAUUGAGCCCUUCCGGCCUCUCUUUAAGGCCAAUAGUGUUUGCUUUUUAUCUUUUUACCUCCCACUCCCGCCCUACCUUGCCUCACUCUAUGAGAAACCUGUGAUUGGACCGCACAGAGCACUUUGACAUCAGAGGUGUGGAAGACAGCGCUGGGAGCAUCGUCCGGCGUUGGAUUCCAGGUGAGUAAAAAAAAUCUCUUUUUAUUUUGUACAUAUUUUACUACAAGAUGAAGGGGGAAGGAGGCAAACAGCAGGGCCCAUGAGGACAUUUAUAAUAACCCCUUCACAAAAAGAAAGGUUGGAGUGUAAGUGCCAAAAAGGACCAAAGUUAUAAAAGUAAAGCAUGUUUCUGCAUAUUUCUCUGCUAGAAUUCAUAUUACAUUCAUAAUAAGAACACAAUCUAUAAUGUUACAUCACACUCUUUACAUUACAAAGAGAAGAUUGUUACUUGGGAUGAGGUGAGUCCAAUAUUUAAAUUUAAUUUUUGGUGGGGAGGGGAAUUUGUCCAUUAUUGUAAGUGACUCUGAAAGCGUUAUGUACUAAAAUGAGAAUUCAAAGUGAAUUUCAGCUUCAAUGCCACUAAUGCCAGACCGGAAAACAUAGCUGACUUAGAGAAUUUUUCUAGUCCAGCUAUUUUGACCUUAAAUUUAAAUUUCACUUUGAAUUCUUAGUUUAGCGAACAACCCUGUGCUUACUUCCAUAUUAUUCUUUUAUUUUUAAUAUAGUUCUUUCAUUUAGUUGCUGGACAUAAGAGAUGCUCUGUAUUUUCUGGUGUCUGUGAUCUUUUAUGUCAAAUCCACCACUCUCCUCCCCCUCCCCCCCCAACCCAUGUCAAACUGUAAGGCAGUCAUUGUUUAUUAGUAUUGGACUAUUUUAUAGGAAAGCGCAAUACUCUUUGCAGUGUGAUAUUAAAUGCUUUACAGGAUGUUCUAAUGCUAUAGUUUAAACUGGGCCCUAAAUGUACAGAGGGAAAUGUAUUAACGCAGCACAUAAAUACAAAAUAUUAACUAUUGAUAUUAUUUCUUAUUGGAAAGAGAGAACGUAGCCCUAAUUAAAAAUGAUCAUUUUCAUUUUUUAUUUUUUUUUGGAAGUUUUUCUUUGUUUAAACAAAUUUUUUAAGAAAUUGCAAUAUCAUUUACUGCCCCACUUAUGGGUGCAUACUAUAACAGUAUGCCUACUUACCUAUUUCAUACAGUGAGCAUGAAAUAUGUACAAUGUAUUGGAUGAGGAUAAUUCAAUUUUCUGCAACAUAUUAUCCCCUCCUUCUUGUGCUGCGAUAGUAAAUCUCCCCAUUUUCUGGUGAAAGUUGUGGAAUGUAUAUUUUACCACCUUGUGUCAAGGUUUGUUGAACACACUGUUUUACAUGCAGAAACAUGUAUGAUAGCACAAUGUUAAAUACUAGAUUGGAGAGAGCAUGCUGAAUUUAGAAAAUUUCAGAUCUGUUUUUGGCUGUGUGCUUUAGACACAAAUAUACAAAGCAUUGCUAGGUUCCAGAAACACAUGGGACUUGAGUCUAAAGGAAAACUCGUUGGCCCCAACACGAGAGUGGGGGUGCCAUGACCUAUCUCGCCUCUCUGUUAUGCCCCCCUCUACCCUCAGCGUACUCUUUGUGCCUUCCUGGAUCUAAUGCUGGACAGCCAGGUUUUUAAUGUCAUCCCUCCACAAUACCCAACUAAUAGAUGGGUGUGCAGCACAGUCCCUUACUCCUUAGUAGCCUUGAGGAGCACUGUACUGUGAUCUGUCUUUUUACAUCAGAUGCCUGCUUUAUGAAGCUGCUGCCUGCUGUAAAACUAAACAUAAAAAACACUGCCCUCUCAUCUACCUGUAGUGACCAAGACUAAAGAGUCCCACAUCCGGGGCUACAUCCCACAAAACCCCCUCCUAGCUACGGCGAUAGAUAUAUACACACAAGGCAAUGAGCUGAAUAUUAUGGGAUCAUUCGUUUAGUCCCAACUAUAAAGAAAAAAAUAUAAUUAUAUCUUCCUCUGCAACUCCCACCCCCUUUUGAUAGGGACAUUUCACACACCUGCACAUUCACAUGUAAUUACAUUUAUACCUUCACACAUGUACGCAGACACACACGUUGGUAUACAUACAGACAGAAUCAUACACAAACAACCAUCCCUGGUGUCCAGGAGGGAGCUGCGGAGAUUAGUCUCUGUCCUGAUCACCCAGUUCAUGCAGCUCUGUACUGAUGCUGGGAUGGCAUCUUAUCCUGGCUCUAGUACAACUACAGGAUGUGCAAGGAAGCUGGGUGAAACCUGCAUCUCCUUCUGCACCCGCUCUGAAGCCUCCGUGACAGAGCACCCCGGGGUGGACUGGUCCCCUCCCCCUCUGACCCCAUGCCAUUAAACUCCCCCACUCCUGAGACCUGAUUUAGAUAAUGUAAUAAGUUCAUUUAUUCCAGCGCUGGGUGUGUGAAACGCGUCACCGUUUAAUACAUUCCUGCAUUCACAAAGCUAUAUUACAAGGUUAACACUAUUACACUGGAACGAUGCAUGAAUAGAAAACACAUACAAAUGAUAACAUGUUAACAUGUCUGGGUUUUUUUUGCUGCAGAUUUCACUGAUUAUAGCCAGUAUGAUCGCAGUUAUAGUAUAUCGUCUCGCAGUCUACGCCGCCUUUGCCAGCAUUAUGGAAAACAACGAUGCUCUCCGGCCGGUCAGCAGCCUUUUAACUCCACAGCUUGCUACAUCCGUCACUGCAUCCUGCCUGAACUUCAUUAUUAUCAUGAUUUUGAACUUUUUAUAUGAGCGGGUCGCAAUUUGGAUUACAGACAUGGGUAAAUUUUGACAUUAGUUUUAAGUCUGUUGGUGCAUUAUAAUUUGGGCCAAACAGCUGUUCAGUAAACUCUUUAUAUAUUUAUUUUUUUACUACUGCAAUUAUUAUUUUUUUUCCUCUAUUACUGUAUAUGCUGGAGUAUAAGCAGAGUUUUUCGGCACAUUUUUUUGACUCGGCUUAUCCUCGAGUCAAUGUCUGUAUUAUGGCAACUUACAUUGCCAUAAUACAGACCAGGACCGCUGGGCUCAUUGCAAGCCCGGUGGUCCUGUUGGGGGCUGGCAGCAAGCUGUUACUUACCCUCCUGCAGCUCCUGUCAGCUCCCUUCUCCUCCGUGCAGCUCCCCGUCAGCUCCAUUCUGCUCCCAGUGUAAAUCUCGCGACACUCGCAGCCGUCAGAGCGUUGCCACAGGUUACCGUGGCAAUGCUCCGCGCGGCACACAGACCACGAGGUUUACACUGGGAGCAGACUGGAGCUGACAGGGGAGCUGCACAGAGGAGAAGGGAGCUGACAGGAGCUGCAGGAAGGUAAGUAACAGCUUGCUGCCAGCCCCCCCACUGCACAGCCCAUCCACUGGACCACCAGGGAUUCACAUAGCCCCCCCCUUCCUGGCCAGGCAACAAGCAGGGAGGGGGGACCCAAAAAAAUAAAAUAAAAAAUAAAAAAAAUAUUAAAAUAAUAAUAUUAAAAUAAAAAUAUUAAAAUAUAAUAAUAUUAAAAUUAAAAAAUUUAAAUAAUAAAAAUGCCCUCCCCUCACCCAGUUUACACACACAAACACACACUGCAUUAUAUACACACACACUGCAUUAUAUACACACUGCAUUAUAUACACACACUGCAUUCAUUACAUACAGACUACAUUCAUACAAACACACACUGCAUUAUAUACACACACACUGCAUUCAUUAUAUACACACAAUACACACAAACACACACACUGCAUUCAUUAUAUACACACACUGUAAAUAAAUAUUCAAUUAUUGUAAUUUUAUUGGGAUCUAAUUUUAUUCAGAAAUUUAUUAGUAGCUGCUGAAUUUCCCACCCUAGGCUUAUACUCGAGUCAAUAAGUUCCCCAUUUUUUUGUGGUAAAAUUAGGGGCCUCGACUUAUAUUCGGGUCGACUUAUACUCGAGUAUAUGCAGUAUUUUUCCUCUUCAGAACUGUGAACCAAAUGGUGGGAAAAGGUGCCAGUCCGUGUACUGCAAAAUAUAUACCCAAUAUUGAUAUUCUGUAUAUAUUUAUAUUAUGUCUAUAUUUUGCAGACCACUGAUUACCUAUUUUGUCUAAAUGUUUCCCUGAAUAUUUUUCCAUGGGCGAUAUUUGGCGGAACCUAACCAUAACAAAAGUGUCAGACAUCCUGAGAAAAAUAUCAAUUUCGGGAAAAAUUAUUCAGCAGAACACCUUUGCACAAGUCUAUAAAAAGCCCAGAUGUAGAGUAUAUGUUUAUAUUUCUGCACAAGAUUCUUAAUACACUCAUAAUGAGUCUCCUUCUUUUGCGAUCAGACCAUUUGUAAGCCUUAACUAAUAUGAUGGAUAUUUUUUUUUUCAGCAAAUUUUCAAUGACUUUUGAUGUGGCCAUCAUUCUUAUGUGAUUUAUUAUCUGUUUCUACCAUCACAGAAAGUCUGUUAGAAGCAAGCAGUACCUGUUAAUUACAGUUUGUAAUGCUGGUGUAUGUUGCAUUCACCAAAAGGUCAGCUGUGCAUACGAAUGCUAUAUCCAACAUGCUCUCCAGGAAAAAUAUUACUCCAAGAAAUUGUACAGACUGUAUAACAUGUACACUGAGCAUUCUGUAGACUCGGACUUACUGCAUGAUUUAAAACAAACAAACAAAAAAAAACAUACACUUAAACCUCUGUGCACAUAAAAAUGCAUCUAUAGGAUCCAACAGUAGGUGAAUCACUGUUCUGUUGAUGGAAGAUCUUCCGAGGCCUGGUGAGGCCCCAUUGAGUGAUACCUGUAGAGCCUGAAAUGGCUCUGUCAAAUGUGAGUUUGGCUCUUACCAUUUAUUCCUGGUAUUUUUUACAGUUUGCACUAUAUAUUCCUUUUUCUAUUUCAUAUUGUCAAAGAAAUAAAUAUUGUAUACCAUCAAAAGAAGAGGGAUUUCCCUACUUUUCCCUAAGUAUGUUUAUGUGCACAGAGCUGUAUGUUUUGUUUUUUUUUUGCUUCAAAAUAUUGUAACAUACACCUAUGUUUCUAUAUCGUUUAUAUUGUUUAGAAUAGUUAGAAUAAUUUACUUUUUUUUCUGUAUUUUUUCUGUUGUCCAGCAGAGGGCGAAUUAUAACCUCAUUUAAGCAGUCUGCUAUGUAAAGUCAAUUAUUUUUAUUUUUUUUCAAAAAUUAUUAUUUUUUUCCUCACAGAAAUCCCCCGAACUCAUCUGGAAUAUGAAAACCGACUCACUAUGAAAAUGUUCCUCUUCCAGUUUGUUAAUUAUUACUCAUCUUGCUUCUAUGUGGCCUUCUUCAAGGGAAAGUUUGUUGGCUACCCUGCGGAAUACACCUACAUGUUUAAUGUCUGGAGGAAUGAAGAGGUGAGAGCUGAUUUGGGUUUUGGGUUAUUGAUCUAAUCAGUUAUUCACUCAGACUGAUUCUAAUGCCCUUAGUUUUAUCUACGACAUAUUCAAAUAUUCCAGAAACUUCCUCCAAAUCCUUCCAUGUUGUAAUUGAAUGAAAGAAGAGAAAAAGCAAUUCAUGUUUUCUUUUUUUUUUUUUUUACAUAUAUUACCUGUUAUAUUUUAUUUAUUUAUUUAUUUACGGAUUUUUCACUUUUAGUGUAAAUCUCAUUUUUUCCUUCCUUAUAUAUUUAGUAAAUUAUUAAAUCUAAAUAUACUGUAGGUGAAUAACAGAAUUACCUAUACAAAAAAGAAUAAAUGGUAUGUAACAAUUGUGUACCCCAUAUAGUGUGAUCCAGCUGGUUGUCUUAUUGAACUCACCACCCAACUCACAAUUGUCAUGGCUGGGAAGCAGAUCUGGGGCAAUAUUCAAGAGGCAAUUGUCCCGUAAGUAUGAGUAAUAUCCUGCAUACAAUCUGAUUUUAUUUUUUUUUCUAACUAGUUAUUUUGGGGUGCUUGUCUUUUUUUCGGGUAUGUUCUGAUUUAUGGAAAUGUUGGCUUUGUUCGGGUUACGAUAUCUAAGGCAUUGUAUUAUUUUCAGAUAUAUUUUAAAUUGGUGGGGAAGCAGAAAAGCCCGGAAUAACCCAGAAGAUUUGUACAGCCGAUGGGAGCAGGACUAUGAUUUGCAGACUUUUGGACCUCUGGGACUUUUCUAUGAGUAUCUUGAAAUGGGUGAGUGCAAAUAUUGGUAUAAAUAUAUGAAGAGCUUCCCUUGUCCGUGUGUGCCAUUAAUGGCUCUCUGUUCUUCUAUUCUAGUGAUUCAGUUUGGAUUUAUUACACUGUUUGUGGCUUCUUUUCCACUGGCUCCACUUCUUGCUCUUUUAAACAACAUCCUGGAAAUUCGCGUGGACUCAUGGAAGCUGACCACACAGUUCAGAAGACCAAUAGCCUCCAAAGCUCAUAGCAUUGGCGUCUGGCAAGAAAUCUUAAACGGGAUGGCUGUCCUGUCCGUGGUAACCAAUGUAAGUAAGGGAAAGGCUUUCUUGGUGCAUGAUAAAUGAACAAUAUGUAGAGUUGUGUCAAUAAAAUAUUUCUUAUAAUCUAUUUCAAAUGUUUAUUAAUAAAUGGCAGCCAUGAUAAGCAAUUCCUUUGGGAGAUUGUCAGAAAAAUGCGUGAAACAAAAUAUUCAGUUACAGGUAUAUUUUUCUCUUGUUUUUUUUUUUUUUUUUUGCUUGUUAUAAUACAAUACUUUGUAAUAUGUUUAUUUUUGCAUAUGUUAUUAAAGGGUUAAGUCAAGCACCAUAACCACUUUACUGAUUUGAAGUACUCAUAGUUCCUGGAGUUUGUAUGCGCAGAGUUUUGCUAUGAAAUGCUGCACAUACAAUUUCAAACAUCUCUGCUGCUGGAGGUGUAAGCUACCUCUGGUUGCAUCAUUGGGUCACCAUUGGCUAGGCAUUUCAAGAUAUGCAUCAUUGGGUCACCAUUGGCUAGGCAUUCAAUCUGGCCCCAGAUUGCCAAUGGCAGCAUGGCCCUCUCCAUGCAGCUCAUGUCCUCCUUGACAUACCUCAACCUUCAGUGAAAGGGAGUGAUGUCAGUAGAUGAGGAUUGGGCUGCAGGAAGAACUUGGCCUCCAGUACUUGAACGGAGGUAAGGUUUGUGUUUUUUGUUGUUGUUGUGUUUUAUUUUUUUGUUUGUUUGUUUAAAUUUUUUUGCAUUGGUGAGCGGACCACCACAGCAAGGUUUACUCUGUGACCAUGUUAUAAAAACACUGUCCUUUUUUUGGAGUAAUCCUUUAAUGGUAAAUGCUAAUUAAAAUUAAAAAAAAAACAUGUUUUGAUUCUAAAAAAAAAAAAUUAAAUCAAAAUAUUUUUUUUUUUUUUUUUCAGUAAACCAUGAAUCGUGGUGAAAUGCAACAUUUGCAAAAUUCGGACUAAAAUAUCAGACAUUGAAAAAAUCCCCAAUUUACCUGUAUUCCCAUUUUGGGCUUGUCUGCUUUAAAUUUUGGCAAAGUUGGUUUUUAGGUCACCUCCAUCAACUAUUUAGUGCUUGGUUUAAGUUCUUAAAUACAUGUGUAACUUUUUUUUCAUUAAUUCCAUUCUGUAUUCCAGGCGUUUAUUGUUGCCUUUACGUCAGACAUGAUUCCACGAUUGGUCUAUUUCUACGCUUAUACGGAAAACAUGGAUUCUCGCAUGUCGGGAUACAUUAACAGCAGCCUGUCAUUUUUCGACGUUGUUGAUUUUUCAAAUGAUAGUAUGCCGAUAGAAAAUGAAAUGAACAUAACCACUUGCAGGUUUGUGAAAUGCUUGUAACAUGUAUUUAGAUUUAAGCAUAGUCAACUUGGGGCUCUAACUGACUUUGAUACAUUUUAAAUUAAAUCCCGAAUUUUAGAGACUGCUUUCCAAUGCUGGUAUUUUACAGUUCCAGAUUUCUGGAAAGCUUUAAUAAAAAAAUAAAAAAAAAGAUCUUGGGAUAUUUGCCACAUUUGCCUAGAACUCCUUAACCCCUUAUGGACACAUGACGGAAAUAUUCCGUCAUGAUUCCCUUUUAUUCAAGAAGAAAGAUUAGGUCAAUAAACAUUUAGCUGUAGCUGUAUUUAAGCCAUCACUCAAAGCAUAGAUUUACAAAUUAAAGAGUUUUUCCAACCUUUUGUUGUUGUUGUUGUUGUUGUAUAAUGUCCUAUUGGGCAUUAUUCUUUAAAUCCCCCCCCAGAAAAGUACCUCAAUCGUCUAACUUUACUAGAGGCACAUGGAGCUCCAAUUAAAGGCUUCUCAUAGAUUAGACUAUUCAACUGACUCAGAGUGCAUGUACGUGCUUCAAGCUCCAUUAAAACAUCAGAUGGGAAAGGAAGGAGGGGGAACUGCAAUCAUUUUGGGAGGGAGGGGAAAUACGGGCUUCCCCUUGCAGGCUCUGCUAAGGGGAAAGCAGUGGAGGUUUGUCGCCUGUGUGCAGUGCGCACUGACUCACAGACUUAAUUUAUCCAUAGAAUUGACAUUAGGCAGUCCGGAACAGAGUUCUAGGCUGCUUAAGUCAUGUGUGCUGGUGGAGCAACUAGUCCCCGACACACAAUUAAAAGUAACUUUUGGUUUUCAGUGUUUCAAGCUGUUCAGUGUUUUCCUACCACCAAAAAACAGAAGUGGUCAUGGUGGUUGGAGUAACCCUUUAGGUAUAUAUUUUUUUUGCAUGGUAUAAAAUGCAUGUUUUUUUUUUUUUUGCAAAAUCCACUUGUACCUUAUUUACUACUAUUUUGACUUUAACUUUCAAAAGGAAAUGGUGAGACAAGUAAAGUAAAAAAAAAAAUAAUAGUGCUGUAUAUUUGCAUAGCAUACGUCAUUAUGGUGUUUUGAGUUUCCUCAAUUUCCCUCUUUACAUUUAUUUCUAUUUACAUUCACAGAUACCGAGAUUAUCGCUAUCCGCCUGACCACGGGAGAAAGUAUUUGCACACAAUGCAGUACUGGCAUAUCCUUGCCGCAAAAAUGGCUUUCAUAAUCAUUAUGGAGGUUUGUAGAUAUCCUAAUUGUAUGUGCAAAUAUUGAUCAAUAUGUUGUUAAGUUAUUUGCAGUAAAAUGACUGUAUUAAAAACCCUGAAUGUUAUGUUGUUUAUGUUAUACAUGUUUAGAUUUCCCUAUAGCCAUAACUGUAAGAGUAUUUGUCAUUUAAUAUUACAUCUCUGAGUUAUUUCUGGGGGUUGUCAGAAAUUGAUUGAGGAAUUGGUAUCUAAGCCAAAAUGGAAUGGAAGUUCAAAAAAUAGCUGAAACAUUUUGCAGUAAAAUAAAAUAUAAAUUGCAAAAUUGAGGUAAAAACUGUUCUUUAUAAAAUUUCUCCUACUUUGUCAUAGUGAUAGCUUGGCUAUUUUAGCCUAAAUUUAGAAAUUAGAAAAUUUAAUAAAAUCAGUGUUUGGCGAAUAACCAUGUCUAUGUAACAUUUUUUUAUUCCAAGCAGUUUAAGGUGUUGUAGGGUCUGUUAGAUCAGAAAUUGUGUUCCUCGUUCACGAGAGCCCUUUUAAUUUCGGCUGGGUUAUUCACUAAAAUGUGAAUUGUCGGUAUUAAAAGUGAAUUCAAAGUAUCCAAAUUCACAAAAUUGCUGAUUUGAUGAUUUUUUUUUUCAAUUGGACUAUUUUAGACAAAACUUUUCAAUUUACACCAAAGUUGCUGUAUUUUGGAAUUAUCAAAUAAAUAGUUUGAAUUUUGGAGAUUAUCUAGUUUAGUGCAUAGUCCUCUCGAUAGAGCAGAACAUUUUUCUCUAAUGUGGAAGAGAAAAAAGUAAAAACAUAAAAAUGAAAUUUCUCCCCUGUAUAUCUUUUAACUUGUAGUAUUGGCAUAUUUUGAAGACGCGUGUAUAAAUAUUCAAUGUAACCGGUCUUUCUUGUGUUUUUUUUGUAUUUUGUAGCACGUUGUUUUUGUUGUGAAAUUCUUUGUUGCCUGGCUGAUUCCUGACGUCCCAUCAGAGGUCAAAGCGAGAAUCAAACGGGAAAAGUAUCUCACCCAAAAAAUCCUUCAUGAGUAUGAACUCUGCAAGUGGCAGGAGAAACUGCGGGAAAAAAGCAACUGUGCGGAAGUGGCGAAACAGGUUUUUGCCUCAAAAGGAAAGGUUCAGCUGUCUGCCGCCAUGUAGCAAAGUGCAUUGGUGAAACAUUGUGAAAUUCACUUAAACCGCCACAGUCUGUGCCUUUUUCCUCUCAUUUCCUCUGGCGAGAGAGAGCACGACUAUCCGCGGCCUCUGACAAUAAACUUGUUAUUAUCACUGCUGCUUCGAGCACUCGAGCUAUUGCAUGACAGCCGUAUGUAACAAUCAUGUAUCCGACUUUCGCUCUGUGCUCUCCACAUGAUGGGGCACUUAUGUGGAACCCAUGACUGAUGACCCUGCGGCUUAGAACCUUGAACUAUAGUAUACAGAAUCCAGCCUACCAAUUGCUGGGUUCCCAUAUCAGCCGCAUAAACAUGGCAGUGAGGCCACCUAAAAUUGUGACAUAUUCAAAUGACAAGAAUUUUUUAAAUAAUUUUAACUGCUAGCUUGCCAAUAGGUUAGCACAAAGUUAUGAUAGAUUAACUGCCCUAAGUGGCAACCAAAGAUAUAUUGUGGGCUUUUAAUUAAAUGACUGUUUACUUUUUCAGCGCAAACAUGCAGGAAGUGGUAGAAGACAUCAUUAAAGAUCGGUGCAGUGUUUGAAUUCCAAACCCACUUUUCAAUUGAUUAUCUUCAUAUCCAAGACAAAAUAUAUUUGUCGCUGGGGCUUUUCAUUUGAACCUGCACUUUUUUUAAUUGUACCUGUUAAAUUCGUGCUGCUGUUCCUCGAGAGAGGUCUAUAUUACGCAGGAAUUAAGUUUCAGAAUAUAGUCCUUUGCAUGCGAUGUUUCUGUCAAUUAUCGAAGACAAGAUUUUAUCUGCUGAAACUUACGUUCCAUGUGCAUAUCUCCCUUUAACAGCAUUUAAAGGGACCCUCCGGCACCCUGCUACGUUAGGAACAGUGUGUAGGUUAGAGUAAAAUUAAUUAAUGCUGGCAGUGAUUUCCAUUUACUAAUUUUAAUAAAUACUUUUUAUUCAUAACCCCACUUAUUCUGCAACUCCUCUCCUUCCCCAACUGAAGCUUAUCAAUUUUUACUCCAAUAACAUAUAUGUAAAUUAUGUAAUGACACAUAGUCGUCGUAUCUUGAGAUGCUGUGCGGCAGGAAUCUUUGGUAGUUGUAGUUCAGCUAUCAGCUGUUUACAAUAGAAAUUACUGUACCAUACACGGUGAGUUACAACUCCCAUAAUCCCCUGCUGCACAGUGAUUCCUAAAUUAAGUUCAGCAAUUUAUGAGAUACGUUCAGCAUUCCUAACGAAUGCAAACAGAGUGUCUGGAUUGGCUGAGCCAUAUCCUGGCUUGUUGACUACUCACUGUAAAAUAUGCAAAUCCUGGGGAUCUGCAUUACCUUUAAAAUGAGUAAUUUUUCUUGCAUUUAUUUAAUAUUUUUUUGCAUAUUUUUUAAAGUGUAAUCUACAUAAUGCUUUAAAAUAAAUGUGAUCCAUCCAACUUGAAUCAAAGCCCCUUCAUGCCUCACCCCCUCCCCCAGUAUAUUCUUAAGAUUUUAGAUUUUCUAUAAUGCUAAAAUGAGCAGUUAAAUUACGUUCUCUGAAAUAUGUGGAGCACGGUUCAGUCACUUGCGCUGGAGGACCAUCAGACAUGGAUAUGACAAUUAGCUGGUAGCUAAUAAUAUUCAGCCAUUUUACUAAGCCUACCUCUGGUAACUACAAUAGCCAUUUAUUUAAAAUAAAUAUAUAUGAAGUAGCAAACAGUACGAGCUGUUUGCGUUUAUGCUGUCAAUGCACCUUGGGUAUUUUUAUUCCCAUAAAAUUCUGAAUAUUUGUAUGUCUUUUAAUAUAAAUAUUUUUUAAUAUCCUGCCAAGCCUUUUUUUGUGCUGUGCCUUGAUUUGUUAUUUUUUUUUAUAUAUUGUGAUUCUAUUAAUGCUUAUCCUACCUAGGGCAUAGAUGUAUCAUUCUCUUUAGGCAAAAUUUUGUGUUCUUGUUAAAAUAGAUACUUUUGUUAAGAUUUUUUUUUUUUUUUUAAAUGGCUAAAAUUGUUUCACUUACAACACUUAAAAGUUCCCGGUUACAGGUCUACGAUGAUCUAAUGUAUUAUUGUAGUAUGUGCAGAGUUUUCUUAUAGCAUCACAGGAUGUGUGCUGGUUUACUAUGGUAUCACAGAAAGUAUCAGUGUUUAAGCUAGUUAUUCAGUGACGUGCAUAAAAACAACAAAUUGUGUAAUAUUAUGGGAUAUGCUCAAUAUUUGCUAAUGCUUCUGCCUACAAAUCACACACACACACACAAAAAAAUAAUUAUUUAUUUUAUAUUUUUUUUUAUUAUCUUUAACCAUUUAAGGAUCAGUGAUUGGACAAAUCCUUUGAUAUUAUGAAAUGUCUAGUCAAUAAGAGGUUGCUAGUGUACCUUUACACUAACUUGUCAAAUAAUUGCACUGCACUGAAAAUAAAUAGCAGGAAUUAUGUUUUGUUUUAUAAAUGUUAAAUUAUGGAUUAUUUUCUUGUCGAUAAGUACAGAGUGCAAUCCAUCCAAUUUGUGAUUUUUAAAUUAGCAAAAUGAAUUAAACAAAAAGUGAAGAGAGAAAUAUUUGGUCAAAUCCAGCGCAUUCUCAUUACUCAUUGCUUUGCGAUGCUUUGGUGAUCACUUGGCAUAGAAAAUGUGGGAUUAAUAUAAAAUUUAGGCCUGUUGGUUUUAUUUCGUUAUUGUGAUACUUUGUAAAACAUUUAUAAGAAUAUUUUUCAAAUAUGACAUGUGAAAUAUAUUAAAAUUAUUGUAUAAAUAUAGAAAUGACAUACGCAUUUCACAAACUACGAGAGCUGCUUGCCUGAACGUUUUACAAGCCAAGGAAUUCUUCUGCUCAUUAUUCUGCUUUAGUUUUUUAUUUCAUGUGGAACAUCUGUUUUAUUACCUCUCUGUAACUCCUUAAGUGCCUAUCGAGGGCAGUAGAUACAUCACAGUACCUGGCUGGUUUCUAUAUGCAAAACUGUAUUUUAACGCUGCUCAAACCCCCUACUACUUGUCUACUUGUCUGAAGGAACUCUAAUCCUAUACCGCUCACUACAGCUUGUUGCUGAUGCGUAGUUUGUAAGCUUUGCCAAGAUAAUUCCUUCCCAGUAUUAUUGUCCUCCGCUCAAUGUCACACGUUGAUUUGCUGUCAAUGGCUUUAGUUUGGUGCUGAUUACCCAACUACAGAAAACAAGCUGUUGACUUGGGAUCCAGAGGUGGUAAAAGGUCUUCAAACUCUCCCCCCUCCCAAUCCCCCCGGUUCAAGAAUCUAGACAGAUUUUUUUUAAAUGGUUAUAAAGCGACUGGUCUUAAUGGAAUUUUUACAAACACUCUUUUUGAGGGUCGUGAGAUAUAACUAAAGCCAGUGCAAGGAGAGAGGGCACAUCCUCAGGGCAACCAAAUGAUGUAAACGUUUCAAUGACAUUGUGUGUCAAACAAUUGCUAAGUUAAUAUAUAAAGGGAAAUAUUUAAAAACACUAUCUGAUUAUUUUUUUUAACUUGUGUAUUUUAUAUUUUUCUGUUGAAGUUUGAUCUGUGAAAUAAACAGCCUAGGUUAUAUAUUUAAGUUUGUUUUCUAUUUGUCGUUAUUCCUUUCCUGUACACAGUGUGAACUCAUAUGAAGAAAAUAAAUGCUACUAUUUAAGCCCGCAAA
This is a messenger RNA of Pelobates cultripes (western spadefoot toad), 55217 nucleotides long. Lineage: Eukaryota; Metazoa; Chordata; Amphibia; Anura; Pelobatidae. The record is from the annotation of a GenBank genome assembly.